This is a messenger RNA of Pelobates cultripes (western spadefoot toad), 60679 nucleotides long. The record is from the annotation of a GenBank genome assembly. NCBI's taxonomy places the organism in Eukaryota, Metazoa, Chordata, Amphibia, Anura, Pelobatidae.
AUGUCGCACCAGGAGUUAACAGAGAGGCUAUCCUCAGUGAUCACUCAUGUCGGUAAGAUAAUUGGUGGCUGGGGAGGAGGAGAGGGAUGGAGCUGGGGAGAUGUGAAAGGAUGGGUCCAUAAUAUCUGCAUUUAUAAACCAUCAGUCAGUAUGGGACUUUACACCAGCUGGAAAUUACAUACUGUUAGAGAAAAUAUGAGCCAUGCUGCAGUAUGAUGUCAUAUAUAUAUAUGGGUGAAAUGACAGUGCAUAAUAUAUUGUGUUAUAUUGUAUCUAUCUAUCAUCUAUGUGUCUGUCUAUCUUGCUGUUUUGUCUGUCCAAUGAUAUUUGAUGUUUAUCCCCUUUUUUUAAGGUACAUAGUUGCAUCAGUGUCUCUAGUAAACCUCCUGAUUUCAUGGGUUAUCCUGCCCAUUACAUUGCAAUAUGUUGAUGACCUCAUAGUUGAUGUGUCAUUGUUUUUGGAAUUGUGUAUGAAAGUGGUGUAGCUCUGGGUCAUUCUCUCUAUAUAGCAUUUAGUCUACUGUAAAAUGUUGCUGCUGAUAUCAGGGGAUAUUCCCUGAUGUGAUUACACCUAGCCCUGACCAUAUUGCAAAUCAGCAAAGCUUCCUGGGUAUCUCCCAAUCAUAUUGCUAGUAAGGUUUUUUAAAUACAUCAGGCAUUAACACACAGACUCACACAUAAAAUCAAUAGUUCAUGCUUGACAAUUCUGUGUAAGCAUAAAUCCUCACUGGAAUGAAUGAUUAAUUGAUGUGUAGUGUGUACCACAGACAGAAUGUAAAGAAGUAACACGGUGUUGGUGUGAAAUGUUUAAUUAAUCUCUACAUUUCUACAAAUGUAGAAAUUUUAGUGAUGUUUGACCAAUAACAAUUAAAAUGUUAAAUAACAUUAUUUAUGUUCUUUAUAUUUAAUGUUUGACUAAUUACAAUUAAAAUCUUAAAUAACAUUCCCUUCUAUAAAGCAGACUGGCCAUUUUAAAUUAUUUUUGUCAACCAUCUAUGUGUGGCCCUGUGGUUAAACAUACAUGGAUCACUUACAUUACGCAAGCAUUAGAAAAACAUGCAUCACACAUGAUCACACAUAUCACACAAACAAAAACACAUGCAACUCACAAUGCGGAUGCAUUUUACAGACACACACAUGCUGCACAUAUUACCAUUUACAUACAAAUGUGUUCAUAUGACAUCAUGACACACAUGAACAUUCAAAAAAUGACACCUAUGCAUAGUGAUUCAUACACACAUACACUGACACAUUACAUGCUUGGAUAUGUGAGUACUUGAGAUGUGUUAGUUUAAGUGUAUGGAGGCUGCAUAGACUAGUGUGGACUGAAUUCAGAAAAGCUAAAUACAUCACUUUAUUAUUGGAAAAUGCCUAGACUAAAGAUGAUUUCAUUACUGAAGUAUUCUACCAUUGUGCUAUGUGUAAGUAUAACUAUACACAGAACAAUGAUUGUUAAAGCCAAUGUUAAAUUAUCCAGUUUUGCUAAUUGCCUUAUUCAUAACGUUAUCCAUUAGAUCAUCAUUUUUCUUAAAAUCAACUUAGCACGAACUUCGCCAUUUCCUGUCUUUUGCGUUUUAGAGUAAUUGUCUCAAAUUGGUUUUGAGAAACAUAUUUGCUUUUUUAAUUUGAGAGCCCUUUUCAAACUUAAUAGAGUGUAAAAAGGUGGAAUAUAAAUUUAUAGCAUCAAUUAAACCCAGCAAGGGGGUUACGCUUAUGUUUCAUGCAGGAAUAAUAUGUCUUUUCAAGUUUCCUCUUCUUUUAAUUUUCGCCCAUGCACCAUAUUCUUGUUUCCCUUUAUAUAUAUCUAUGACCCCUACCAGUGAUAGACCUGUGUCUUUUCUCAUGCUCCCUGACACAUAUGUCUAUUUUGAUGACUCCUUCCUCUUGCCUAUUUCUUAAUGUUCUUACCACUUGGUUCUUCACAUGUUUCCUUACAAUUUUUUUGUCCGUGCUCCCACCACUUAGCCCUGUGUCUAUCUCUAUGCUCUAAUACCUAGGUUUUUUCCUCAUCCCCCAACCAACCACCCCUGUGUCCUUUCCCCAUGACUCCUUCACACUGUUCUUCCACUAUUAAAUCUUUGUGUCUCUCCACACCUCCCCACCAUACACCGUGUGUCUUCUCCUAUUCAACCAACCAUUCAUUAUAUUAACUUGUUUUCACUUACUAGGAAAUGUAUUCAUUUUUUUUUAAUAGCCUUAACUUUUGCUGCAAUGCCAUUGCCAUAGUGAUAAAGACUACAAUAUGAAGUCCACUGACAUCUGCACACAGUAUUAUGCAGCAACUAGCAUGUUCCCAUGUGACUAGGAAAUGUCAGAUGCUGCAAGGUGAUUUAGAGGCAGGGCAACAAAAGGUGACACAGUCUUAUCCAUCCCCGAGGUCACAUAUCAGGGUGUGAUUUGCAGUGGCAAGUUUCAGAAUUUCAUUAGAUGAAAAAGAUAUCCAGACUUGGACACUUGGACUUUUUUUUCUGCCGAAAAAGAUUUGGUAAAAUGAAUCAGAUGAACCAAAAGGGGGGGAAAAUGGAAUAGUGUACUGUACAAUAUAUGCAUAGGAUGAAUAUUAGUUGCAUAUUUUGUAAUACACUUAUAGGCGCUAUUUGUUUCCAAUAAAGGAAAAAUAAGAAGAGCAAUAAGAUAUUAUACAUUUAAUUAAUAUAUAUAAGUAUAGAUAUGUAUAUAAAUAUAUAUAGAUUUAUUUGACUGCUCCUCCUUUUUUCCCCCUCUAUUGGCCACUUCUUACUUGAUGUGUGAGUAAAAUAAACAUUUAGUAGUUGUCUCCUAGCCAUUAAUCAUCUUAUUCUUUUUGGUACCACAGGCGGAACUCAAACAUGAUUCAAAGCGAACAAUCUUGUUUCUUUCAUGAUUAGUCUAUGUGGUUGAUUGGAAAUCAGGAUUUUGGACAAUCAAUCGAAUGACCCAAAUUCAGACAUAAUACACUUUUUUUUUUUUUUGCAGCGCAUAUGAAGGUAACAUACAGGCAUGAGGUACCCCAAAGGCAAUCCGCAUGCACAUUUCGAGACAUUGGUUACACAGUAUUGAGAGCAUUGGGGUAUGUUAGUACAGUGCACUAAUUUGAUAUAUAGGUAUAUGCUUGAGUCAUGCUAGUUAGGCAUUUUGUACAUUAAGGUUCCGUUAGCGUUAAUUUUACUAGGCUGGUGUUAGUAACUCAGUUGCUAUAACAUGGGUAUAACAUGGAGCCUAUACAGCGAUCAUUUAUUUUGUUAUAGUCGGUGUUCUUAGCUAUACUAGGCUUAAUAGCAAUCGACAGUCACAUUAUUCUAAUCAUUAUAACAUUUAGAGACAGUAAGUUGGCAGCAUAAUGGUAUUGUGCAGUGAUAAGUUACAAGCUGUGUAGGCUGCAGUCUGCUAAGGCUGGGCCUGCUGUUGCGAGGUCGUGAGGCCCCUAGCAUGUACUUCUUCAGCUGAUGCCCUCUUUAUGGAAGCGGUAUGUGCUCGUCGCUGGGUCUCUGCUUCCUGCUGCUGUGCGGGUGUCAAGGUGGGCGUCCCUCCAGCCCCGGAAUGGUAUGUAGGCCUGCAUCCUUAGGCCACAAAUCAGCUACCACUAGGGCCCGGGUUUUCUCCACUUGUGUGAGUGAUGGUAGGGCUAGGUUCAGUCUGUUUCUUACGUUACUUGUGCCUCCGUCUAUGUGGUCGAUGCCUCUGGGCUCUCUGCCCGGUGGCCUGCGGCCUGGGUGGGCUAUGCAGUGUGUGGGAAAGUAGUUGAGGUGGCGUUGUGCCUGAGGGCGCCCCCCGCUUUUUUGCCGCUCCGCCCGUCAGUCGGCGGUAGUGUGGGUCGCUUGUUUAGGGCUGCUUGUUGCCGCUGUGUGAGGAGUUCCCAGAUGUGGCUCAAUAUCGCCUCUUUGCUUUGUAUGGGCUCACUCCAUUGCAGUUGCGUCGGUCGUAUGGUCAACCUGCAUGUCUCAUUGCCGGCCGCCAUUUUAGGUGCGCCUUGUAUGGGAUUGCAGCCUUGCUUGUCUAGGUCCGGUUGUUAUUGCUGUCUCAGUUGGUUCUUGUGAUUGUCGAGUGCAGGCCGGGAUAACCCCCACCGGCCCAGGGUGGGGGGGAGGAAGGCAGGUGCACUGAGGGUCGUGUGUGCGGUUUUACCAUCCAGAAGAGCGGCCGUCUCUUCUUGGCUCUGCCGCAUGUAGGCCCCUUGUGUUUUGCGUGGGUACCUGGGCAGUGUGUGUCCCGCUUGUGGGUUUCUUCGAUGCCCCCUGGUUUCCCCAGCUUGUCUCGUGCCCUCUGACUUGUGGGUGAGUUUGCUUUCGGGGUAUUCAUCCCCAUUUUUGUCACUUCUAGCCGGAGCUGAUCCACAACACGUCUAUCCCGCUCGGCAGUCAGGCUCCACCCCCCAUAAUACACUUUUUAACAAAACAAAUGUCCAAGUCUGGAUACACUGAUCAGCCACACCAUUAAAGCCAUCUGCAUAAUAUCAUGUCAGUUCCCUUUGUGCUGCCAAAACAGCUCUGAUACAUCGAGGCAUGGACUCCACAAGACCUCUGAAUGCGUCCUGUGGGAUCUGGCACCAAAACAUUAGCAGUAGAUCCUCUCAAGUCCUGCAAGUUGCAAGGUGGGGCCUCCGUGGAUCAGAUAUGUUGUUCCAGCACAUCGAACAAAGGAACAAUCGAAUUGAGAUUUGGGGAGUUUGGAGGCCAAGACAACACCGUGAACUCUUUGUCAUGUUCCUCAAACCAUUCCUGAACAAUUUUUGCAGUGUGGCAGAGUGCAUUAUCCUGCUGAAAGAGGCCCCUGCCAUCAGGGAGCACCAUUGUCACGAAAGAGUGUACAUGGUUUGCAACAAUCUCCAGGUAGGUGGUACGUGUCAAAGUAACAUCCACAUGAAUGCCAGGACUGGCUGUUCACUUGCUGCCUGAUAUAUCCCCCCCCACCCCCACCUCCUUGACAGGUGCUGAUCAGUGUAUAUUUAGUGUUCACUUUACAUUACUUUUAAGUGUAGCAGUUUUCAUAGAUAUUGUUAGAAACAGAGGUAUAUUUAGGCAUAUGGGUAAUGUACCAAGUAAUAGAGAACACUGCCUGUGGAUUUUUUUUAACAUUUGUAUCACUUUAAGACAAAUCAUGAUAUAUAUAGUUUGCACCUCCCCCACCUUAGCCUCAAGAACCCACAAGCAAAUGAGUUUAGCUUUUGUAGGUGUGUAUUAUAUAAUUAUGCUUUCCACAGGGAGUGACAGAGUUGUCUGAACCUCUGGUUGCUAGCGUAUACCGAUGAGAAUAUGAUUGUUUUUGAUAUAAUUAUAGGUGCUGGACUUAUUUUUUGCAAGUGGUAUAAAGUGAAAACUGGCCUCUGUAAAUUAAAGUGAGUAAUUCAUAAAAUGCAUACUGAUAAUUCUGAGCCGUUAAAGUCUAUAACUGUAGGAUGCAUUGCGGCCAUUCUUAUAAACUAUUUAUAAAGCACAAAUAGAUACAGCUUCCUGUAGUACUGAAAACCUACAUUUGUGGGGCUUUCCAUGCUGAGUGACUAGCCAAAGGCCACUUCUAGUUUUGUCUACAUGUAGAGGAUAUCUUAUAUCUGUCGUGUCAACAUUAUAUCUGCAGUUUCCCCCCUCUUUUAUUGAUGACUGGAGAUACUGUUGAGAGGUUGAGAAAUUGUUUGAAUUUGGUGAUCUUUUUAAUUUAAAAAAAAAAAAAGGCAAAUUGUUUUGUAUAUAGACCACUAAAACUGGCUUUUCAUAGGGCUGUCAGAUCCUAGUCACUCUAAAAGACAGGUCUGCAUUUUGUGUUCUGUCUUCUAGCAUGUCUCCCAACUGUCCCUUUUGGCGGGACAGUCCGGAUUUUCGGGAUGAGGUCCAACUCUACCCCUAAUGUGCUUGUAUUUUGCUUGUUGGGGACAGGUUCCUGGUAUUUCCAAAAGCAUGGCACUAGAGGAAGUCUAGUGCCAUGCUUUUGGAAAUACCAGGAACCUGUCCCCAACAAGCAAAAUACAAGCACAUUAGGGGUAGAGUUGGACCUCAUUAAAGUAGUUGUUGUUUCCCAUAUAAUGUGUAUGUAUAGUUAUAUGGUGUUGAACAGGGCAUAUACAUGAUUAAGGCUUGACGCUGAAAUGUUGUAUAUAAUUUUGUUCUUCUGAUCCUGAAUUAAACUCCUUCCUGUUUGCACUACUCUGUGAAAGCUUUGGCAUUUGUUUUUGAAUACUUUUAAGGGACUGCGGAUCCCUUCCAUGGUGCUCCAGGUGUGGUAGUUGAUUCUACUGGGUUCCCUGAAUGCAACACUGUCAUUGGGUCAAGGGAUUGAGCACAUGGGGUAAAUACGAAGUACCCAUAUCAUGGGGCAGCUACCCACCAUCUUUAAACCUCACAUGAGGUGAAGGCUUGAUUGGCAGCUUCUCAUUCAUUUGUUAUCAUUGUUAACCCUUUAAAGACCAAACUUCUGGAAUAAAAGGGAAUCAUGACAUGUCACACAUGUCAUGUGUCCUUAAGGGGUUAAAAUGAAAGAUUACAUUUAUUAUAGCCUUUGCAUACAUUAUUUUGUAAUUUAGGUUUAAAGGAACAUUCCAAGCUCUAUAGCCACUACAGUGCAUUACAGUAGUUAUCGUGCCAGAAGUAUCAUGCGGAACCCGCCAAUAUAAUAAGUAAAAAUCCAUUCGGUGAUGGUUUCACUUUUUACCUGGAGUUUGCCGAGUGACGCUCCCUGUUCCCACUGCUCUUUUCACUGAGCUAUGCACAGUAGUCCAGGGCUUAGCUAAUUGGUUGAGAGCAACCACCUGGUGUUCUCAGCCAAUGAGAAAGCCUUGCUAAGAGCUUCAGGCACUCAGUACUAGCUGUAGGGACCGGUGGACCAACGGUAAGGAGUCAAAUAUAUGGCAAUGGUUUUUACUACUUACUAUAGGGGUCACUAGGGCACUCUAGCAUGUUUAAUUGGUUACGGUGCACAAAAUGUUCCUUGAGCGUCCUCUCGAAAAAAGAACCAGCACAGAUGCACUUACAAAUGCACUGAAUUGUGACUUGUCAGGAAAUUAAAGUGAAUUCCAAGUUAAUUUAAAAUGUUAUAAAUGGGAAAGAGUCAGCUUUAAGAUCUUGGAGGUGCCCCAGUGGCUGUCUGGAAAACAGCCACUGGAGGCAGACUUAGUGCUGCAAUGUAAACAUUGCCGUUUCUCUGGAACUACAAUGUUUAACAUUACAGCACUAAGUGCAAUAUGGACACUGCACCCAAACCACCUCAAGUGAGCUGAAGUGAUCUGGGUGCAUAGUAUCCCUUUAAGCUUUUUUUGUUGUUUACCGCAGCCAUACUGGAACAUAUCCUCCUGAAUUUUUUUGUCAAUGGAUUAUCAAAUUACACUUUGACUGAAUUGUGACUUGUCAGGAAAUUAAAGUGAAUUCCAAGUUAAUUUAAAAUGUUAUAAAUGGGAAAGAGUCAGCUUUAUUUUUAGCUUGACUUAUUUUGGCCUAAAAUUUAGCAGUUGCUUUGAAUUUACUUUGAAUUUCCAAUGUUUCAUGCAUCAGUGAAUCGCCCCGACAAACACAAAUAUUCAAAACAACAAUGAAUAAAUUCAUAUGAAUGCAGUUUUUUUUCUGCUGUCUUUUCUAGAGUUCAGAGUGAUCCAUUUAAUGUCAGUAAAACAGAAAGCUACUAUCCCUUCAGGCACAGAGUCUAGUUAGAAUGUGCUUUUUGAUAUUCUUAUUCUUGGUUCUUAGAUGAACACUAUAGCGUUAGGAAUACAAACCUGUAUUCCUAAUGCUAUAGUGUCCCUGUCCCUAUUUCUGUGGGUUCCCUUUCCCACCGAUGUGUAAAAGAUUAAAAACCCUUUAGGGAGCAGGAUGGGUCUCUAGUGGCUACUUGGAAGACAGAGAUGGACUUUUUCUUAAACUGCACUGUUUUACAUUACAGGGUUAAGGGGACAGGGCCAUUUCACUCAGAUAAUUUUAGUGAGAUUAAGUGGUCUGAAUGCCUAUAGUGUCCAUUUAAUACCAUUUUCAGGGUUAUUCAUUAAAGUUAGAAUUCAAAGUGAGCUCAGAGUGACUUUAAAAUUUAAGGCCAAAGUAGCUGAAGUAGUAGCAUAGCUGACAGAUAAUUUUUUCCAGUUUGGCUAUUUUAACCCCUUAAGGACCAAACUUCUGGAAUAAAAGGGAAUCGUGACAUGUCACACGUCAUGUGUCCUUAAGGGGUUAACCUUAAUUUUGAAAUUUACUUUGAAUUCUCUUUUAGUGAAAACCAUGCAAAUAUGUUUACUUGUAUUCUGUUGUUUAGUUUCUUAAAGGGACACUAUAAGUGCCAGGAAUACAAAGCUGUAUUCCUGGCACUAUAGCCCAUCUGCCACCCCCUCCCUCGCGCACCCCUCUCCCUAGUGAAUAAAGGGUUAAAAACCCAUUUACUACCCUACGCCAGCGCCGAUGUCCCUCAGCACUGGGUCGUGGCUCUACCUCCUCCUCUGUCCUGUGAUGAGCGGGCACUAAUACGCAUGUGCAGCAAAUGCCAUUGAAUCGCUGCUUUCCUAUGGGGAAAAAUCUGACGCUGAUGUCCUCAUUCAGAGCGUGAGGAUGUCCAGUGUCAGAUACCGGACCAAAGGUCCGUUAAUAUCUUGGAGGUGCCCCAGUGGCUGUCUGGAAAACAGCCACUGGAGGCAGACUUAGUGCUGCAAUGUAAACAGUGCAGUUUCUCUGGAACUACAAUGUUUAACAUUACAGCACUAAGUGCAAUAUGGACAAUGCACCCAAACCACUUCAAUGAGCUGAAGUGAUCUGGGUGCAUAGUGUCCCUUUAAGCUUUUUUUGUUGUUUACCGCAGCCAUACUGGAACAUAUCCUCCUGAAUUUUUUUGUUAAUGGAUUAGCAAAUUAAACUUUGACUUAUUUUUUAACCUUUUUAAAUAUUUAAAAGUACACUCCACUGUCCAAAUGGGCAGAAAAAGUAAAAAUCACAUGUGGGCAUGUUUUCAUAGGGGUAUAUCAUAGAAGUGCUUGCAAAUGCUGCAGUUUUUAUGAACUCAUUGAGAAGUCUCUGAUGUUCGGCACAGUAUUCUGGUCUAAGGCUUGAGAAGGAGGUAUGUGGGGAGGAGGAAAGGAGAAAGAGAGCAUGUCUGCCACUUCCGUUCACUCAGGUGAGCUAAUGGAAGCAGGAUAUAAACCUACCUGGCUGCAUGGGCAUCCGCAGGAAAUUUUCCAGGCGGGGCAUAAUUGUAAUGACAUCCAUGCUUGGUCCUUUUUUGACAGUGUCAUGAAAGGAAAGGGGCACAGUCAUUAUCACAUAAAGCCAGGGUGAAAAGCGUUUUCACAACUAUGGUGUCAGGAAUACAUGUUUGUAUUCCUGACACUAUAGUGUUCCUUUAAAGGGACUCUCCAGUGCCAGGUAAACAAACCGUUUUCCUGGCACUGCAGGUCCCCUCUCCCUCCCACCUCCCAUCCCAGGUUGCAGAGGGGUUUAAAAUCCCUUCAGUGACUUACCCGUAUCCAGUGCCGAUGUCCCUCAGCUCUGGUUCAGGCUCCGCCAACUCUCCUUCCCCUACUCCCCCGCCGACGUCAGCACAUUGCAUUACACUCCCCCAUUGGAUAGCAUUAUUCAAUGCUUUCCUAUGGGGAUUCCAGCGACGCUGCAGGUCCUCAUGCAUUGCGUGAGGAUGGCCAGCAUCAUUUAAAACACAAAGUGUUUUAAGAACCCGGAAGCUCCUCUAGUGGCUGUCUCAUAGACAGCCACUAGAGGAGGACUUUAACCCUGUUAGGCAAUUAGUUCAGUUUAUGAAAAACUGCACUAAUUACACUUGCAGGGUUAAAGGUAGAGGGAGUUGGCAUCCAGACCACUACAAUUAGCAGGAGUGGUCUGGGUGCCUGGAGUGUCCCUUUAAGCAAACUAAAAGGAACAUUCUGGUCACCAUAACAACUUCAUCUAAAUGAAAAUGCUAUGAUGCCAGGAAGCCCCUGGGUGUUCUCUUUCCUUUAAGGGGUUAAACCACUCUAAAAUGGUUUAACCCCAAAGGCUUCCUCCAGCUCUAGAUCUCCAGGUCGCUCAGUGGUAUUCAGCUUCUGAAACGGAGUGUCAGGAAGUGCAGAUUUACAUCAGGCAUGGGUGCUGCAGAUUGGCUAGAGUGGUCAGUUGACGUUCUAAGCCAAUCGCUAGUUCCCGGUUCAUAAAAAUGUUUUACUUUUUUAUGAAUGGGCCUUAUGAUGUGAUGUCUCUGCUGGUUGCAUGUGCUGCUCCCCUGCGGUUUCAGUCAACAGAGAAAAGCUGGGAUAAGAUGUAGCUUCCUAUCCCUGUCUCUCUGCAUACACAAAGUGCAGUGCAUUUUCAAUCUCACACGGAAAAUAGCAGAACAAGUUGAAAAGGGGGCUGAAAGAUGUACUCCUUUAUGGGUGAGGAGUGGUCUUUUAAUUUUGCUCAUUUUUCAUUGAAUUCAAACAGAUUAAAUGCCUGAUGUAUGCAAACAAUAGUAUCCCUAUUCUAGUGUGUGAUAUGCUGUAUAAUAUGCAGGGUGGACAUUGGACAAUGAUAUACCAGCUGUCACUGCCUCAUCCUGUGUGUAAGGACAUUGGACCAAUAGAGGUCACUGAAGGACCAGACAUAUUUUUACUACAGAAGGAUCUCAGAUUAUGUCAGAGAAAACUUUGAGGAGUAAAUAUUUGAGCAUUAAGGAUCAUUUCAGGUUGUCUAUGGAUUGAUGAUUUUAUUUUACUCAAACAAAAUAAAUACACAAAAAUAAAUUUUAUUAUUAGAGUCCUCAAACAUUUGUAAAAUUUAUGUAAUAUUGUCAGUUUUGGUGGUUUAGACCCUUUAAAUACAGAAAUAGACAGUAGAUGUUGUAGUCCAAAUGGUGAAGUGUUCUGUGGACUAUAGUUUGAAAGAUGAGCCAUGCUUGGUUGUCAGCCAGUGUUGUUUUUUUUAAUUUCCCUAAUCAUGUGAUCAUACUUUCUGUUUGUCUGUUGUAGCGCACACUGGAGGUUUUAUUUUGAAUGUCACUUUCAGAGAAAUUGGGCAUGAUGAUUUAACCAAGUUGAGCCAUCUUUGUGAGCUGGGAAAAAUCUGCAGACCUAUUGUCUGCAGCAUUUGCAAGCACUCUCCUCUUUCGCAAACAGAGACUUUCAAACUGUGCCAGGGAAUUGACCAAACAUAGCUUUCUUAUUGAGAAGCUUCUGUGCUGGAGCAGGAGCGCAUGCACAAUAAUCCAAUUGUCGCUUUCCAUUGCUUCUCAAUGUGUUGUAGUACAAGUCACUGAAGUGAGGGAGGUCAAUUGGAAGAGAAAGAAAACCUGUCCCGCUGUCUGAAUGAUCAGCCAAAGAUGUGUUUUUCCCUCUAUUUUUUAAAGUAGGGCUUUCUUUAGAAAUCAGCACAUUUAUAAAUUGUCAAAAAAGGAAUAACUCUAGACAGCAGCUGGCUUUCUUUUUGUAUCUGGAGUGUUCCUUUAAGUAUAAUUUUAAAAAGUAAUUACAAGAAAGGUAGCUGGAAUUAGAAGAUUCAUUUUGUUGAAAGGAGGGGGGGCGGGGCCGCACCGCCAUACGGACCAGUCACAUGGCGGAGGGGCUCCUGAGAAAUCAGGCCUUUAAGCCAUAAUAAGCAGUCACCCAGACUCGCAAACAGCAAGAAACUACUCAGUUCCGGACCCCCCACGGGAAGCACGAGACUUCGGAGGCCGCGGCCUACUCUAGGAGGAGCGGGGUGGACGGCUGCUGCUCCGUCUCCCUACUAUAUUGCCUCACGCUGGAAUGUUGAAUGUCUGCCGGUUCCUGUUCCCCCCCUCUGGGCCGGGGGGGUCAUCCUGGUCCACACUGGGGCACACUCAAGCUGACCUACAAACUGACUAAAGGGCGCUGGACACGCAAGGCCCACAGCCCAAGAUGGCGGCGGCUCAGAGCACCUACCUAACCGCUCCUGCGACAUAGAGCCACAACAGCUGUCUGAACGAAGGUAGAGCGACCGCAGCGGACCCAGGCCAAAGGGAAAAGGGCACCAAGAAAUCCAGCGGACCCUCUGCAACACGCGCCUCCCUAGCCGAGAUUGUAGCUGGAGGGGACUCAUGAGUCAUCGCCUGCCCAAGUGACACAAGCACGGAGUACUCCACAGCAUAAUGCAGACCGGGCAAUAUCAGAGCUGACUGCUCACCUCAUGCCAUCUGGGAAUAGACACUCAUGGACGAGGCAUGCAGUCAUACCUGGUCCCCACCAACUUCUCCCCGCCGGGGUCCGCACGGACACAUAUAACAGCAAGACAGCUCAGCCACAGUGGUUUCACUGUUUCUUCUCGCUCAAGACAACGAGCAUACUCACCUUGCAUGUUUGGGACACAUAGCUCCAUCACACAAGUAACACUCUAAUACAUGGUUUAUCCUGCUUACUGAAAUAUAAAUGUUUACCAUAGUUGGGAAUGCAGUGUCACAUACACUUCACACUAAGCAUAACUAAACUUGUGCUGUUUUAACGGCCACACUUUGAAAUGCCAUGAUAAUGCUUGCAGCAUCUGUUGUGGCUAUGCACGCCUGUUGUUACUUUAUGUACAAGUAAAAUAAAGAAUUAAAAAAAAAUAAAUAAACAAACAUUUUGUUGAAAGGAGACAAAGUUGAAAAAAAAUAUUUUUACAGAAAUAGUGUUAGAUGCAUGGAAUUGCCUACGAGUAGUGGUGGUAGAGACAGUGAAUAAGAUUAGGACAACAUAAGAUUGUGCCUUGAAAUAGGAUAUUGACAAACUAAAUAAGGUCAUUGGUGCUGUUUUUUUUUAAUAAUCUUGAAUGUGUAAAACGUAAAAAAAAAAAAAGUUUUGAUCUAGAAAACUGUUUCUCAGAUUUUGCGUGGUCUCCUGGCAACAGUGUAAAAUUAUACUACUUUAAUUAAAAAUUAUGGUACAUGAUGUUUGCCAUAUGUGACAGAACUGAUUGGUAUAUGUAAUCUACCAAUCUACUGGAGUUAGAACAUGCAAUUACAGCAUGGAAUACGUAAUUUUGGUGUAUGUAGACCCUACAUGCAGGUUGCCAUGACUCACACAGUGGAGUCAUUAUGAACCAAUGAAAACAUUAGUCUGGAUACAUAUGGAAGUUAUAUGAUCAGGUACAUCUGAAAACAAGAACUAACACAGUCUGUAUUUAAAAUGACAUGUAGUUGAAUGCUGAUAGUAAAGUGUGAGAGUGUAUAUACUAGACAACAGGAUCAUGGCCACACUAGAAUCUCAGGAAUUUUGUGGAGCCCAGACUAACCCAAAGCCAUCUGUUUCUUACUCUAGUCCAGUGGUAGUCAACCUUUUUCUUCCUACCGCCCACUAAUGCAUCUUUCUUGAUGGAAAAAUUUCCUUACCGCCCACCAGUUUUCGCGCAAGCGAGGAAUAUUUUUUAGAAAGGAGGGUGUUUUUAAAAAAAAAAAAAUGUACAUACAUUUAUCUUUUUAUUUCUACUUUAUGCAUGUUUAUAAUGUUUUUAACUUUAUAAAGUUUAAUUAGAAAUUAGAUCCUUGAGGCUGAUGCUGCGAGACUAAAUAUUUGAUAUCUGGUACGAUUUUCGUAAGGAACAAACAAAGGUCUCCUCUUUCGGUGAUAUUCAGACGGUUUCUCUGUUUGCUCAUAAUAUGAUUAGCAGCACUAAAGCCUGAUUUUACAAGAUAUGUGGUAGGGAAAGGUAUCAAUAAAUUGAACAUAAUUUUCCACAUAUUUGGAUAUAAUGCAGGCAUUUUUUUUUAUUUUGCCAGAGUUUUUGGUAUCCACCACUGCCAAAAUUACAAAAUUACAAAAGUAAUUACUACUUUUACUCUUACGUUUUGAUCUGCAAUCCACACAGUGCUUUUUUCCCUCCUCUUUUCCCUUUUAUUACUAACACCAAAACAAUGCUGUAUUAGGUGCCAAUUUUUAUUAAAUGUCACCAUCAAAAGAAAUUCCUUUUCCAGCCUGCUUCUUUACCUUCCUUAUAGUAUAUCACUAUAUCAAGGAUCUCUUUUUCCUUUUUAUUUUCUCCUUCCCUUAUUUUUUUCUUUUAUUUUAUAAGAUAACAAAACUUAAUUUAUGAGCCAGACUAAACACUGCUUACUCUGCUCCUUUAUUUUAUCCCCUUUUCUCUAUUUUUCUUCCUUUUUUUUGUUAUUUUUUUUUUUUAAUCUUUUGCUUUUUAUCUCCUUUCUUUUACCUUCCUGAGGUAUAAAAGUAAGGCUGAGCUAGUUAGCCCACUUGUUAUUAUUAGCCAACAAUUAUCUUUCUCCUGCCUAUAACUUUUCUUUUGCAACUGCUCUGCUCCGUUUCUGCCUGUCCUUGCUAUCAGUUUCCACUCCUCCCCUUCCGCUUCCCACAUGUUUGCGUGCGCUCGCUCCCGCCCGACCCCUUCUCGUACAAAAGGAGGUUGAUGUGUGCUCUCGCGCCCGCCUGCGCCGCCCGCUCGCUCAAAAGGAGGUUUUAACUUCCGAAAAUCCUACCGCACGCAUUCUUGCGCAUGUUGGUUUCUUGAUGUGUGCGCUCACUCAAAAGGAGGUUUUAACCUCCAAAGUCCCUACCGCCCACCUGGAAUCCCGAAACGCCCACUACUGGGCGGUAGGGACCAGGUUGACGACCCAUGCUCUAGUCUUUCUGUCUCCUAACCAUCAAUCAAUCAUCUUUUUUUCUUUUAAUCAUCUCUUUUCCAUGGCUGCAUGGACAGAACACUGGAUCAAGAAACAAGUGAAAUGGUUUUCGUCCAUUGCCCAAAACUGUGGUUAAUAGCUUUUAGUUUGAAAACUAAUGCACAAGUCUUGUUGCAGUUAUGGUCACAGAGUUCUGUAACAACUGAAUAAAAAAAACAUAUGCACAACCCCGGAAAAAAUGCCCCGAAAGUGCUUGUUGUGUAAAAUAAAUAAUGAAAUCUUCAACCACCUUAUCGAUGAAAAUGUUUUUAGAAUAAUGUAUCCAUUAAUGCUUCAAAAUCUCUAUCUAUCAUGUGCCACAGAUGUACAUGUUUGAAUGGUGGGUGGCCACAAUCCAGAUAAAAUAACACUAGCCCUUAUGUAAUAAUAGAGGCUAGAGAAGCAUAGUAUUCCAGAUUCACACGACCUGUGCAAUGGAGAGGAAGAGUUGGCAAAAAACAAAUACUCUGCUUGCUUUAUAAAAGAUACAGUACCCUAAGACCUCCAAUAAACAGAAGAUCCAUUACAGUUCCCGAGUGAUUCCCAAAAAAACACCUCUAUGGCACUGAAAGAGUUAGCCUAAUGUGCGUGUAAGCAGCUCUAGAAUAUAGAGCAGCAAUUUCCACUGUUAGCGUAUGAUAAAUUAUGAUGCAUAGGCUCUAGAUCUAGUUUUUAAAAGGGUGAUUUCAGUAAUUUGAUAAUGCACAGAUUCAUUGACAGCUGCAGUAAAUGCAUUUCCUCUAUUGCUCUAACAGGAUGGAUUUAGUCAAUUGCCAAACUUAACAAAGCAUGCCAACACAUUGAAAAACAAACUUAUUUUAAAUACAAUUGUGUCCUAAAGCAAUUGCACCGACUAGAGAGAAACUGAAGACCUAAUGUGUUUGUAUAUAACAAAAUUAUGUUAAAAUGUGAUUUAUGUAUUUUCAUUUAAAGCGGCACUGUCACCACCUGGGGACUUUGCAGAGUUCGCAAAGACCCCCAACAGUGACAUUCCCACAUGGGGUCUGGUGGAUGGGAUGGGGGUUGAUAAAGGGGAGAUUUAUUUAUCCGGAACCUGUUCCUUGUGGACACGGCCAUCAUCUGUUGGCUGGUCCUCUUCAGCUUCUGGUGCCCAGUGUCUAGAGGUGUUAGGCGUAGGAAAUAUACAGAGACAAAGUAGUCCAUAUUUCAGUGAAAUUCCAACACAGUCAAUAAGUAUUUCUAUCUUUAUGAAAUACUCUUUUUUUCAUGGAGGGUAACAGUGCCGCUUUAACAUUAGUCAUAAAUUACUCGCAUAGCAGAGUUCAAAAGUAUUUAUUCUGCUACUUUGAGGGUGCAAUCCUUAGUAGAUACUAUGUAUCCAAUAUAACCAAUUAAUCUCAACACAGGAUGCACACCAAAAGUACUGCUGAUAUAAGUAGCUUUAUUUACAAAUCAAUAUCACACUAUAUCAAACAUACAUAAAGUCUGUCUGGAAAGUAUUCAGUCAUGUAAUAUGAAAAUUAGAGACAUUUAUUGAAGAAGAUAAAAGAUACAAGAAACAUUGUACAUAGGAACAUGACGCCUCAGUUCCCUUCAAAUUAGGCCUCACACAGUUCUCCCAGCAUCUCUGCCACUGUUCAAAAUACUCAAGGGAAGCGUGUCAACAUACACUAUAAACAGGGCUUUAUGAUAGUUUGUGCUGCUGCGAUAGUUUGUGCCCUUCAUCAAGUUAGAUUAUUUUGAGCGUGCUGCCAGCCAUGUUACUGGGCGCUCGGAAGAACUUACAUUGUUGCUGACUAGCGCCCAGUAGCAUACUGGCCUGGUGGCAUCCACCUCAGAGCCUGAGAUAUAUAUAUAUAUAUAUAUAUAUAUAUAUAUAUAUAUAUCAGGUAAAGAUAUGUAUAUGUUUUUAGGUUUAUAAUAAUAAUAAUAAUAAUAUAUAUAUAUAUAUAUAUAUAUAUAUAUAUAUAUAUAUAUAUAUAUAUAUAUAUAUAUACACACAUACAUACAUAUACACACACACACACGUCUGAGGAACACACCAACAUUAAAAUAUUUGGUUUUAACAUAUGGAGUAUUCCUUUACCCCUCUAAAUGCUAGAUGCCCCCUCCCACCAAAUGAAAUAAAAAAGGGAAAAAAGAGUUUGCUUUGUUUUUUUGUUGUUGCAGGAACUAUAAAAUCCCUACAUUCUUACCAGUGCCAGGACUGUAUUUGCCGCGAGGCUAACAAGGCAUUUGCCAUGUGCGGCACUUUCCAGGGGGCUGCAAAAAAACGCUGCCCCAAAAUGCCCAGGCAAAUGGCUUGUUAGCGCCGUUUUAAGGGGGACCAAGAGCUGGCCAGCUGGAUACCUUUGCCCCCCCCACUCCCGGGACGGGCAGCGAGGAAGCUUUGGUCUGUGAGCACUCCCUGCUCAGCUCCCUCACACGCCCUGCAGUAAUGCUUGCUGGCAGGUGCGCAAAGCAGGAAGUGAGGGAGCUGAGCUCUCCCUGCUCAGCUCCCUUGUGCACCGUGGAGUAAUCCCGGGAGCAGGAGUGAUGUCAUAUUCCGGCUCCUGGGAUUACUCUGCGGCGCGCGAAUGAGCUGAUCAGGGAGCGCGCAGCUCCCUCACUUCCUGCUUUGCACAUUCGCCUGCCUGCCUGUCUUCUGGCCUGCCCAGCACCAUUAACAACCUGGCCACCAGCCAACCCAGCAGCCCCACUGGACCCCAGGUAAAAAAAAAAAAAUCCACCCAGGUCUCCCAAAAGUAGAGCUUUUAAAUUAAAUUAAAAAAAUAAUAAUCUGUAAAUGUGUGAGGGAACAUGUGUGUAUGUGUGUCUGUCUGUCAGUCUGUGUGUCUGUCAGUCUGUGUGUGUGUGUGUGUCUGUGAGUGAGCAUGUAUUUUUGAAUGAAUGGGUGAGUGUUUCUAUCAGUAAAUGUGGGUCUGUGAGAGAGCAUGUGUGUCUGUCAGUGAAUGUGGGUGUGUCUGUCAGUGUGUGUCUGUGAGUCUGUGUGCCUCUGUUAGUGGAUGUGUAUGUGUGUCUGUGAGUGAGCGUGUCUGUCAGUGAGUGUGUGUCUGUGAAUGUGUGUGUGUGUAGCUGUCAGUGUGUGUCUGUGAGUGUGUGUGUGUCAGUUAGUGAGUGUGUCUGUCAGUCAGUUUCUGUGAGUGAGUGAGUGAUUGUGUGAGUCUGUCAGAUUGUGUCAAAUCAGUGAGUGUGUGUGUGUGUAUGUCAGUGUAUUUGAGAGUAUGUGCCUCUCUUUGAGUAUGUGUGUGAGUGUGUUUUAUUCUUUAAGAGGAAGAGGUGUGGCUUUGACAGGCAGGGGUGGGACAAAUUUAAAUUAGAUCCAAAAUACACCACUGAACAGUGCAGAUAAUUAGUUUGGAAGCUGAUGAAUAUUAUUAAUUCUCUUCAGGGCUACAGCUGCAUGACACCAGGUUACAUAAUUUAAUUAAUAGACCUGAGUGUGAGUGUGUGUUAGUCUUUAAGAGGAAGAGGUGUGGCUUUGACAGGCAGAGGUGGGCCAAAUUUGAAUUAGGGGGUGCCCGAGUUCCAUCAUGCCUAGGGUAGCACAGAUGCAAGAUACACCACUGAAGAGUGCAGAUAAUUAGUUUGGAAGCUGAUGAGUAUCAUUAAUUCUCUUCAGGGCUACAGCUGCAUGACACCAGGUUACAGAAUUUAAUUAAUAGACCUGACCUUUCUAGCCACCUCCAUUAUUUGGACACGUGAUUUACAUCAAAGUGCAGCAUGAUUUUCCUCCGAGUUAAUCCCUAGGAAAUGUUGCAAUAAAUACGCUGAGGAUUUGCCUUGAUCCAUACUAUUUAUACAGCAACAAGCACCUGCCCUGUGUCUGUUCUCUUAAUAUAGUUCAUGUGUUUUUACAUGAAGAACAACAUUGUAUAAUAUCAUUUCUUAUGUUUUAAUAGCCAAGCUAUAAUAUACCUCACUAUAGAACCAACCUGUCCUCCACAGUAUUUUUGCACUACAUUAUCUUUAAUUAGAACUGAUCACUAUUUGCCUGCAAAUUCAGUUCAAUCGAGUUCUGUGAAUUCAGUUGAACUAUAUUUACUGGAUGAUAACUGCCAAUUCUUUCUAAUUAUCAUUGUAAUUCAGCAAUUUGUUGCAUAGUUCCAUAGUUCUAUAUCGGAUUUUAGUUGUUUAGUUAAAUCCACGCAGGCUGAAAUCCAACAUAGAGUAAAUCUUAUUCGGAGUCAGUGUUGCAAAAUAUGGUUAUUGGUAAAUCUGGUGGUCAGUGUCCAGAUUUUGUGGUUUGAAUACCUCCAGGUGGUACCAGAAUAUUUUGGUAGGUUAGCAAAAUAUAUUGCAGACAGAACAAUAACACGAAGAGACAAACUGGGACAAAAGGAAAGGACAGCUUCGAGCCUAAAAUCAGGAAAGUAAAUACAGUGUAGAGUUCAGAGAGAGAUGACUGGUGAACUUAAAGGGUCACUCCAGACCCCUAAGCAACUUUAGCUUGCAGAAAACCUUUGUGUGUGAAGAGUGUGUCCUCUUUUUUUUAAAUUUUGCAAAAAGUGCAGAUUUCAAUAGAAAUUGACACUUUUAUAAAUUAAAGGACCACUAUAGGCACCCAGACCAUAGAGAAACUGCUAUGUUUACAUUGGGGUUAAUCCAGCCUCUAGUGGCUGUCUCAUUGACAGCGGUUAGAGACGCCUCCGCGCUUCUCAUUGUGAUUUUCACAGUGAGAAGACACUGCCGUCCAUAGGAAAGCAUUGAGAAAUGCUUCCCUAUGGACUGAUUGAAUGCGCGCGGCUCUUGCUGCGCAUGCGCAUUUGGCGAAUGACGUCGGUAGAGGGAGGAGAGUCCCCAGCGCCUAGGGAGCCCGGCGUUGGAGAAAGGUGAGUGUUUAACCCCUUAACCCCUCUUGAGCCCGGUGGGAGGGGGCCAUGAAGGUGGGGGAGGGACCUAUUAACACUAUAGUGCCAGGAAAAAACGUUGGUCCUUUAACCUGGUUACACCCUCUUGGCUUUCAAGCAUACAACAAGUAAAGUUAUUUCCUGGUUUUGUUAGCUCAAUGGAGCUGACGUCAAAAAGCAGCAAUUGUGCAGACCUACUGACUUACAAAGACUUCUCAUUGAGCUGCAAUGAAAAGUCUGUGAUUGUACAGCCACACAAAGUCUUAGAAGAGAGAGCUUACAAAGGCUUCAGACAAGAGAAAUGCAAUUAAUUACAUGCAAGUUUCCAUUUGAGGUAUAUCUACUAAACAGUUAUUUCAAAAUAUAUAUUUUGUAUUUGAGUAGUGGAGUGUCCCUUUAAUAGGGUGUAAACUUGCUACAAAUAAAAAAUUAUAUGCUACUAUUAUUUUUAAUAAAAAUGUACCCGGUAGUGAAGAGGUUAAUUUUUGUCACAGUUUUCUGUGUGGAAACAAUUAUCAAUAGCUUGAUUUAAAGAAUAUGAAGAGUUUGUGAGUGUGUCCAUAACCCUCCUUGUGCAGAUCAGCAAAGGCACCUCAGGAGAGAUUGACAUCCAGUAAUAAGGUAUUAGUCGGCUGCUUCCGUGAGCAGUCUGUGAAGAUAAGUACGUGGCUAGAAAACAAGGCUGUUUGUGGGACAGGCUGUCAGUGUUUCCUCUUUUGCUGAUGGCGUACUGGUGUUCAAGAUGUGGCCAGCCGGUGCCCAGCAAUAUAAAGCUCUUUACUCUGGUCCGAAUAACAGAAGGAGAAAUGGCUUCUUAUCAUCAUUUCCUUGGGAAGUGCCUUAACCUACAGUAUACUGCCAGGAAAUGUAUGUACAAACCUUGAUUGGAGCUGUAUGUACGGUGGCUUGUUAGAGAUGACACACAACACAUUACCACAUUCUAUAUCAGUAACUGCACAUAGUGAAACAUUGAGGAAUACAUUAUAUGAUGAUGCAUUUUAACCUGUUAUACAUUCUAUCACUGUUGCCUAAAAGCCCAUUCUUUUAUAGUCUAUAGGUAAUUGAUAUUUAAUUAACAUUUAUCUGUAGUGACAGACUUCUUCCAGAAAGUGAGAAUGGCAUUAUUAUACUUGGAGCAUUAUUAGUCUGAUGAAUAAACUCUAUAAAUUUAUAAAUAGAUAUGUUAGUGAUUGAUAACCAUUGGUUUGGUUAUCAGGGGUUAUUUAACAUAUCUAGUGUUAUCAAUCCGUUCUUUAGGGAUUUCUUAUUGCACAGUAGAAUGACCCACUCAUUUUGUGACAUUGAUGCAAUACAUUUCAUUUUGUAAUGAUUGAAAAAUGUGGCAUUUGGUCCUUAAGGUGUUAAUGCUAACGCUGUUUAGUUACAUGGCAAAUAUGAAACAUUUAUGGGAUUAUUCACUGAACUGAUGUUUAUGGUGAAGAGGUUUAAAGGUACAAUAUACACACACCUCAAGGUGCAGGGCUUAGCUUAUUGUCUCAGAGCUAUCAGCUGAAUCUCUCAGCCAAUGAACUGGCCCUGACUUAGUUCAGGAGAGGUAAUGGAAGCUCCUGGCAGGAGCUCCAGGCUCUCUUGGAGGUUCCAGAGAAGCAAGGGGUAGCAGUCAGGGCACCCCAGGUAUGAUGUCAAACGCAUUUAUAAAAAUUAGGCCAAAAAUAGCCAAGCUGAACGUUUUUCCGAUUUGCUGAGAUCUACCAAUUUUAACAAAGAAAUAUGUCUGUUUCAACAAAAACUCACUUAUCCCGGCACAAUACGCAAUAAUUCUAGCCCCUUGCCAAGUUUCUUGCAUUAUAAUAAGGUAUAUAAACUGUGACCUUGCUGUGUACAAACUGAUGAAGAUGGAAAUUCAUUUACAAUCACUCAUAUGCCAGGGGCUCCUGCCCUCUAAAAACCCUCAGGCCUGCCAAUUUAUUCUCGCUCACCUGCAAUUUUGCACCAGUAGAAUAUACGGUCAUAUCCCCAAGGCUGCAUUGUAAAUGGCUCUAACCCAUCCUCCCAGGGCUGGACUGGGAAGAAGAUUCGGCCCGGGCAUUUUUUAAUUACAGCGGCCCACUUAAAAAGUGGCGGGGCCAGAUAGGGUGUGAUUUGUCAUCACCAAUGACAAGCACGCCCCAUCACAAAGUGAGCAUGUUGGUUCAAUGCUCUUCCAGGGCAGACCAUGCACAGAGCUCUGCUGAAGAGCUCUAGCAUGAGAAAAAGGCACUGUAUUUGUUCUGCACAGCGCAAGCAAAUUUAAUAACAUGCUUGCACUGUUUGUUUGAAAUUUGCCUCUGGUGUCUCCAUAGAUGGGAUACCAGGAGACAAGAAUGCCAGGAAAGUUUUGUGCAGUGUUUGUGUGAGGCUGCUGUGUGUGUGAGGCUGCUGUGUGUGUGUGGGUGAUGUGUGUAUAAGGGGUGUAGUGUGUGUGCAAGAUGGGUGCAGUGUGUGUGUGAGGGGUGUAGUGUGUGUGAGUAAGGGUGCUGUGUGUGUGUGCUGUGUGUGAGUGAUGGGUGCUGUGUUUGCGUGAGGGUGCUAUGUGCAUGUGAGGAAGCUGUGUGUGAGGGUGCAGUGUGUUUAUGUGUCAAGGGUGCAGUGUGUUUGUGUGUGAGUGAGGGUGCUGUGAAUGUUGGGUGCAGUGUGUGUGAGUGAGUGAAGGUGCAGUGUGUGUGUGUGUGUGUGUGAGUGAGUGUACUGUCAGGGGUGCAGUGUGUGUGUGAGUGAGGGUGCUAUGAGUGUCAGAAGGGCAGGGUGUGUAUGUGUGUGGGUGCUGUGAGUGUCAGGGGUGCGGGGUGUGUGUGUGUUAGUGAGGGUGCGGUGAUUGAUUAUAUCUCCCCCUCCCUUCUUACCUAUAGUCUGGGAGGGGGGAUCGUGCUUCUGCCAUCCCUGGCGGUGCUAGUGGUGAGUGAACUCUAGCCUAUCGGGCUAGAGUUCACUCUCGCGAGACCCAGGGCAUUGCCGAAUCUCGCGAGAGGAACCCGGCAGAGCUGCAAGUUAGAGCUCCUCCGGGUUGCUCUCCUGUCUCCCUCCCUCUCUCCCCACCGGCGGCCGCAAUAUAUUGCAUGUGGGCUGGUGAGGGAGAUCUUUGAUCUCACCACCUGCCCGCCAUGGAAUGCAGCAGGGCCAGCACUCUGAUAGUGCCAGCCCUGCAUAGACCGGCCCUGCAUAGACAGGCCCCGCAUAGACCGGCAGGGGAGAUCCUUUGAUCCUGAGGUAGCUGAUUUCUUAUGCAGUUUGUAUUGAAAUUAAGCAAGGUAAGGUGUGCAGGAUUUUCACUUACUGUAUACACAAGCAUUUUACUUUGCACUGUUUAAGCAGACAUUAUUUUAUUUGUAGUAAGGAAGGGAAACUUCACUGCCCAAAUACAAAAUAAAAGACACUGUCUAAGUGUAAUUAUUUUGGUGUUUAUUUAUUACUGGUAUUUAUAAAGCGGCAACAAAUUUUGCUGCACUGUACAAUUAGUGGAGGACAUACAAUAUACACAGACAAAUACAUAGGGUAGAGAGGGCCCUGUAAGCUGUUAUCUAGCCAUUGAAGCGCUAUUAUAAAAAGUGCUUAGCUAGAUAGCCUGUGAGCUAACUAUCUAAAGGAUACAGUGGGGAUUUGAGACAAGAGGUAGCAGGUGUUGGCUGAGUUUCAUUGUAUAUGGUGGUUGCCGAAUUGCGAUUGGGUGUUGGCUGACUGUGAUUGUAUGUGGUGGUUGACUGAGUAUGAUUUCGGGGCUGGCUGUGUAUAAUGCCAAAUUCCAUCCUGUGAUUAUUUGGGUGUUUGCUGAGGAAGGAGGGGAGGGGGGGAGAGAAGGGGGGUGUGAUUGUGUUUGGGAAUUGGCUGAGUGUAUGUGUGUGAGUUUGUGCUUAAUUGUAAACGCCCAUCCUACUUACCUUUUAUGAAAGGGAAGGGGGUGUAAUAUCUUGUGAUCCAGUGGGUACCGGUGGCUGGAUCUCUGGUGGUCUGGUGGGUACCAUUGGCUGGAUCUUUGGUAGUACAGUGGAGGAGCGUGUGGUCUGCUUGUACAGACCACAGUACAUGCUACUUUUAGUUGGUACUCGUUCAAUGAGUCAGAGUGUUGCCAUGGUAACACAGCAGCAGUGUUCUUACUCAUUAAAUGAGCACGGGAACUCUCAUAGUUAUUUAAUAUGUAACCAAAUAGGUAAUUGGCGUCUGUGAAAUCUCUUUUUUAAUGUCAGAGAGGAAAAGUAUGGAUUUUAAAAUGUUAAUUUUGCCUAAGGAAUUCAGAUAUAUGAAAACCAGUUGUAAUGCAGAUGCACUUACUCAUAUGUAUGAAUAUGUAUGCAUCUUACAUGUAUGUCAGUGAAAGCAGCAUCUUUGUAUCUAUAUAUAUAUAAGAUGUCAAUUUAUCCUGAGGAAGGUCCCUGCGAGGACCGAAACGUCAAUUUAUCUGCUUGUUUGAUGAAAUAAAUACUAUUGAAUUCAAAAGACCGUGAGUGCAGCCUGCAUUUUCAACUUAUCUACAUCAAUAUCCCUAAAAGGACUGGCACCCGGCAAGCCUACAGGCAAAGCAUAAGAAACUGCAAGCGUGAGUGCAAGGAAAUAUUUAUUUUCUCCCACAUAUUGCGUAACUCAGUUUACACACACAUUUCAUAAGCAGUGAGAAUUCAAAGAAAAUUUUAAAUUUAAGUCCUAAAUAUCUGAACUGCAAAAAUUCACCAGUCCUCCAGAUUGGCUUAAAGACACACUUCAGACCCCUAAAGCACUUUAGCUUGCUGAAAAGCUUUAUGUGUUAAGAGUGUGUCCUCUUUUUUUAGGAAAUAGUGUCGAUUUGAACAGAAAUUGGCACUUUUAUAAAUUAUACUGGUAACACCCUGUGGAUUUUCAAGCAGACAACAGGUCCUGUUACUUCUGGUUUGGUUAGCUCUUUUGCACUGAACUCAAGAGGAAGCAAUUGCUCAGAGCACUUUCCUUGCAAAGACUUCUCAUUGUGUUGCAUUGGGAAGUCUGUGAUUGAAUUGUCACAAGAAGACUGGGCAGGGUUAAAAGGGGAGGGCUUGCAAAGGCAGCAGACAGGAGACCUGCAGUUUUUGCAAGCUGUUUUUAGAUAUAACUCCAAUGAAAAAAAAACAAAAAACAUAAUUAAAUGCAUACUAGUUUUCAUUUGAGGUACAUCUACUAAACAGUGAUUUUUAUUUAUUUUGUAUUUGGGCAGUGGAGUGUCCCUUUAAAUUUGAAAUUCGCUUUUAAAUUCCCAACAAUUCUUCUUUAAGCGCAUAACCCUGUGAGAUGUUAAAAUAUAGGUACCCUUUUAUUCAAUUAUACAGUGGAAUCAGAAUGAGAGUUAAUACAAUAUGUGGUUCAGUCAUGCUUUAAAUGUUACAGCCUUCAGUCCUUCCUUUCCGUUGUCUUGGCCCAGUGCCUGGUGAACUUAGUUUUGCUUUGCCUUCAAGUACAUCUCUCUUGAGCCUCUUGUGGUAUCCUGGCCACAAGCUGCCUUAAGGAUUCAGACAGAUACCCAUGCUUGUGAAUUUAUUUCCUACAUAUGCUGUUUUCUCAUUUUUAAAAAUGGAAUUUACAGUCUGGAGAAGAAACUAUUCUGUAUCGUCUCACUGUAAACGGUCAAGAAUGCUGAAGGAGAAUUGAAUAUUUCAGAUACGAACAGGUCUGUGAUGUUAAUUUUCUUAAUUACUCCUUUUGAAAACCUUGGGAAGACAUGUUCCAAAGCAAAAUAUGCUGAUUGCAUUUUACAGACAUUGGGGAGGACACAAUAGUAAUUUGCUUGUAACAUUAUCUAAAAGAUUGCAUGCUUUGUGGUAGGUUAUAUGUAAAAAGAAAAAUGCAAGUAUUAAAUUCAGUUAGAUCGGCAAAGUUGGUUAGAUACACAUUGAGGGAACAGCUAACUCAAAAAAAGAGAUUUAAAUCUUCCAACAAUAUUUAAAAUCUCCUCGUUUAGCAAAUAAAUAGAGGGAUUUCAUGUUACUAAAUCCCCAUUUUUAUUUACUAAGAUGGGUGAUUUUGUUAAAGGGAUUGGACUCUGAUUUUGAGGAAAUCCCAUAUUUUUCAUUAAACAGCUUUAAUACGUUUUUACAAAAAUAGAGGCACUGCACCCAUAGCCCCCUUGCAACAUAACCACUGACUUCAACUGUAGUGGUUAUAGUAUUUAGAGUGUCCCCGUAAGGAGAGUUUAACAUUGUAUGCAUGCUUUCUGGGAAUUAAAUAUGCUACUCCUUUGAAAAUAUAAAGGAAAGGAUAAAUGGAAAAAAUGACCUGAAGAAUUAAGUCCUGGCAGCAAGAUGAGACAUGAGCUAAAUUAUUUUUCCAGCUGGCAUAGGGAAAAAAAAUCUAACUGUUGAGAUGAACUAGAAUCGUAUCAUUUUAUUGGUAUAUGUAGAGAAAACAUAUGCAAAUACUAAAAGGACAUUCUGAGACCAUGAUACCGUAGUUGUGUGCCAGACUUGUUUAUGGUUUCAUUGUUUGAAUAAACAAGCUCCUUGCUGUGAAUUGACCAAUGGUUGCUUUAGCACUGUCUCAGCAUAAGCAUAAUCUAUAGUGCCAGGAAAACAGAUUUGUAUAGUUUCCAUUGAAGGCAUUGCCUAAAGUUAAAGGGCACUCCACUGUCAAAAUAAAAUAAAUUAUUAUUUAGUAGAUAGACACCCAAUGAAACUGUGUGCAUUGUAUUGUCAUUUUUUUCAUUGAGGUAUAUUUAAAAACAGCUGGCAAAACAUGUAAAUCUCUUGCCUAAAGUCUUUGCAAGCCCUCUCCUUCUAGCCCCGCUGAUUAUUGCAUUAAGAGAAGCUGAGAGACAAUUUAUAUCUCAGGAUCAAGCUGAGUAUCAAUCUGUUUCCUGAUUGAAUUGUUACAAAAGCACAAUUAAUUAAUAGAUACUCUAAAAUAGUGAUCUUAUUGCCUAAUAGUCCAGCAAAAUAUCCCUCCAUUAUAACAAAUUGUUUAUCAAAACUGGUGUGAAUAAUUACAAACAGGGGGAGAAAUUGAUGGGGAGGAGAUGAGUGGUAAGCAGGAAAAAGGAAAAAAAAGGGGGGGAAAAGACAGAAGGAAAGGAGAAGGAAAGAAAGGAGAUAAAGGAGAAAAUAGAAGAAAAAAUGAAAACAAUACUACUGUCUCCCUUCCAUAAAAAGUCAAAAUGUCUACUAGACGGCCUCCGGAGAAUAAGCAACACAAAAAAGAUAAGGAAAAAGGGGGAAAAAAGGAUAAUAAAGCUGAGAAAAGACUUGCAAAUGUUUUUACUCCACAAUCACCAGGGGGUGUGAUAUUAAGAGAGAGCCUAACUAUGGCGCCAAGUAAUCAGGAAGAGGAUGCUGAGCCCCCCAAGUAGAGAAUCCUUCGGGCUUCCCCCUGAAAUAUGGGAAAGAAGCUUACAACAAUUUUCUGAAAAAAUAACAACUGAAAUUCAGAGAAACACUAGUGAGCUUACAAAAGAAAUAUGACAGCACAAAAAGCACAGAAUAUUGAAGAUGGGUUAUCUGUAUUUCCAACAAGCAGAACUUAAAGACCAAUAUGCAAAUCUACCUAGAAAACAUGAGAUGCUGGAAAAUAAAGUCUCUGAUUUAGAGGACAGCCACCGUAGGAAUAACAUACGGAUUCGGGGAAUACUGGAAUCAUAUUCAGCUGAUAAAGUAGAAAAAAUUUUACAUUCAUUUUUUCAAGCUUUGGAGCUUAAAAGGACCAAGAAGGCAAAACAAUGGACAUAUUUCACUGUCUACCAAAGUCAAGAGGGAUCCAAGAUAGUGCUCCUAGUGACAUAAUUAUUUGUUUUCACCAGUAUAAUUUUAAGGAGCAAGUUGUACAAAGAAAUAGGGGAAAACAAUGGACAAAUUUGGAAUUUAAGGAUGUAAAAAUCUUCCCCGAUUUAUCCUGGAACACCAAAAAAAAAAGAGAAACGCUUUUGUUGUUGCCUUCACUAACACUCUAAGAAAAAAUAUGAUCAAAAGUGGGGGUACUCCACUAAAUUGAUUAUAGCACAUGAAAGCUUUUCAGAUGCUGAAAAUGUGUCAGUUUGGUUAAAAGCACAUAAUAUAAAAUAGAUAAAUUCGAUACUUUUGGAUGUCUAGAUGGGGAUGGGGGCCAGCAAUGAUUAGAUAGGCACUCAAUUCUCUAUAUAAAAUGUUAUAUAUAUAUAUAUAUAUAUAUAUAUAUAUAUAUAUAUAUAUAAAAUUAAAUAAGUUUUAAUCUGAAAUGAUGCGUAAGAUGUAUCACUAUGUAAAAUUAUUGCAUAUAGAGGAGUAAAAACUCUAACAUGGGGGUAACAGAAUAUUGAAUAAGAGCACAUACUUUAUGGUAGUGAGUAUAUAAAGAUUGGAGAUACUGUAUCACAUCAGAAUUCACAUAAUUUAAUACGUUUGGUGUACUUAUAGAACUAAAAUCAUGAUGUUUUGCACUUUCAAUUAAUAGCAAGUGUAAUCUUUCACAUAUGAGGAGGAUGAUAAUUCAUGAAAUUAAGAGUUAUAAUAGAAAACGUAUAUUGGGCAAAGGAAGAGAAAACAUACUAGGACCUAUUUUCGGAGGAAAUCUUAUUUUGGGGAAAAACGGUAGCAAGCAUGUGCUAGAAAGCAGGUCUACCGUCGGGGGAAUACUCCCGAACAUAGAUCAGUUCACUAGGGCAUGGAAAAUAGUGUCUCUAUUAAAGUUUAAAUACUUUUUAUCUGUGUGUGUGUGUGUGUGUGUGUAUAUAUAUAUAUAUAUAUAUAUAUAUAUAUAUAUAUAUAUAUUUUCUCUCUUUCUCCUCUUUUUCCUGCAAUAUUGGGCAAGAUUGCAAGGAGAGGGAUAGAAGGAAAGGAGGAAAAAACAACACAGUGUAAAAGUAUAUUAAAUAAGAGCACAGACGAUUUGGUAUUGAAUAUAUAAAAAUUAAAGAUAUAAUAUCACAUCUGAACUCACAUAAUUUAUUAGGCCGGUGAGAUAGCUCAGUGGGCUAAUGCCUAGGACGUACUUGAAAACCAGAGUAAUCUGAAUGUACCUUUCCUGGUUAAAUACUUUGUUAUUAUUAUUAUUAUUAUUAUAUUAUUUAUAGAAGCAAGGCCAUCACUAUCACAUUAAUAUGUACCUCCAAUUCAGGCUAAUAGAAGUUUAAUUUUUUUUUACUUAAGAGGAGGAGCAUACUUAAUGAUAAUAUGACGUAUUAAUAAAAUAUGCAAGCUGGGAAGGUUGAAGAGAAUUAAAUGAGGGAAAUCCAUUAUUGGAGUUGUAAUAAUUUUGAUGCUAUUUUAGGGAGCAUCCUGCCUGUAGUUCAGAAUAAUUUUUGAGAUAAUGAACUUAGAAUCUUGGAGAAAAUCAGGUAUAUCUAUUUUAAACAACUGAUCAUAAGCAAAAUAGUUAAUAAUUUAGCCCAACUAGCACAGGAGUUUGGUUUGAACAACUGAGAAAUUUUUCCUUAUUUGAGGGUUAAGCAUUUCCUGGAAGCCUCUAUAUUUAGAGGAAAUGAAACUGUAGCGAAAAAGUUAGAAGCGAUAUUUGGAAGACAAAAGGUAACAAAGAUAAUGUCUAGAGUUUACAGCGGUUUAAGUUUGAAAUAUGAUGAUAGGAAUUGGGAAAUUAGGAAAAAAUGGGGUUGGAUGCUGCAUAUGGAAUUAACCAAGCAGAAUGGCUUCAGGCAUUGAAAAGAUAUAAUGAUUCAAUCCAUAGCACUAACAUCUUAGAAAAUCAAUUUAAAUUGACACAAUUUUGGUACUUUGUACCUACCAGGUUGGCAAGAUUUUCGAGCGAUUAAAGCUCCAAAUGUUAGAGGUGUGGAAAGUAGAGGGGGACUAUCUUCACGUUUGGUGGAGAUGUGACCUAAUAAAAAUAAUGUGGGAAUUGGUUUUUGAGAAAUUUAAGCCAAUUGGUAAUAUUAUAAUAGACAUGAAACCUGAAAUCGCUUUAUUACACUUGAAAUGGCAGACACUAAACAAAAAACAAUCAUUGCUGAUAUUUCACUUUUUUGUGGCCACUAAAAUACUAAUAACUAGAAACUGGGGUGACUCAAUGGCCACAAAUAAGAGUACAGAUUCGCUUUCAAUGUAGUAUGGAACAAGGGCUGUCCUGGAAAAUCACUAAGGCCAGACAAGAGAGCAGUAUCCUUAAAGAAUGGCAAAGCAUUAUUGAAAGUAAUACCUAAAAAUGGUAUUGUUUUAUAAAAAUGGAGGUCUUAUUAUACAGUGAUUGAGGGAACUUCCUUGUCCAUCCAGGAAUACAUGUGGAUGAAUGAUUUAUGUUUGAAUAGUAUGUUUUGAUAUAUAUGAUAUGAGUUUUUGAAAUGAAGUAAUCCAACACAUUACAUUUACAUAUAGCUGUAAUGCAAUGUCAUUUAAAAUUAAUUAUAUGUUUUUGUUUUUUUUAAUAAUAAAAGAUUAUUUAAAAAAAAAAAAAAAAAAAGGACACACACUUCACACAUAAAUCACUCCAACAAGCUAACCUGUUUAGGUAUGUGAGUAUUCUUUUAACCCCUUAAAAAAAUUUUUUAUGUCCUAUGUCCAUAAAGACGCUUUUAAGAUGAAAUUAGAAAUCCUCUAAAACAUCAGAAAUUUUAGAUUUGGUGUCGACUGAACCAUCAAAACCACAAAUGGCACUGUUUCAACAAUGGUCAGUGUUUUUCCCAAGCCAUACAGACUCAUUCAGGGUUAUUCACUAAAGCCUGAAUGGCCCCAUACUGAAUCAGGCUACAUUCUUGGAUGGCUCAAUAUGGAAAUUGUUCACACUAUUUAACAUCGUCUGUUUUGUUAUUCAAGCACCAAAUGAGCCUGAAUUUAUUUCAGAUUUCAACUUGACCACGCAUUGCCGAAUGGCUGAUAUUCGUACCCGAGUGCUUCAAGUCUGAGCCCAGAAUUUAAAAAGAAUCUGAACUAUUUACCUUCUGGAUGCACUAGCAGCCACCAGACAAAUAGUUAAAUAACUAUUGGCCGUGUAGACAGUUAAUUAUGUGACAGCUGGCUCGCGAUCACAUGGAAGGCAUAGCCGCCUAUAGCAAUGCCAGCAGGGGGAGUGCCUGGAAUGACAGGUACUCCUCCUGCUGCCUGAGAAAAAAAAAAACGAUAAAAGUUCAAAACAGUGUAAAAUAACAUUAUAUAUACUUAGAUCAUAUAUAUAUUUAUUAUAUAUAUAUAUAUGAUCUAAGUAUAUAUAUAUAUAUAUCCGAAGAAUAAUCCAAGAUGCACUCUCAGGACUUGUGCAAAAAAAAUUCAAUUUUAUUUUAAAUCAUGUGCAAAAGAAAAACCAACGUUUCGACCUCUGCAGGUCUUUUUCAAGGUUAUUAUAACUAACAAAUUAGUGAGUUUAUAUAGAUAAAGUGUAAGUGCACUUACCAAACUUUAGCGUUGAGUGUCCCCCUCACCGAAACCCGGAAGUGAAUUAGGACCGCCUCCCCGACGUCAUUACGUCAGGACGUCUGGCGGAUUAUUGAAUGGUUGCCUUGACAACGUGUGUUGUUACCAUUCAAUGCCGGUUACUGUGAUAAAGAAGUGAGCAGUUCUGGUGAAAAAGGACUAGCAAGAUGGAAGAAUUAAUACAUGCUGUUUUAACUAUCCCCAUGAGGCAAUUACUAGUAUCCACAAGCCAUUAAAAGUGUAACAACCUAAGUGACAAAGUGCAAAUAAAGAGGUGAAUAAGUGAUACACAGCUAUAGAUAAUUUAUCCUAUGGCUAGUGGAUACGAGAAUCCCCCUGGUGUAAUGUUAAUAUAUAAUGUAGACUUAUAUUGUAAAUACAAAUAUAAACCUUAAAUUAAGGUUAAUAAAAGAAUCUAACAACAAAUAAAUUAAACAGUACUUAAAUAAAUUCAACACAUUGAGAGAUAAAUCUGGAGAAAGAUCCCUAGCUGACCAUAUAAUUAUAUCUGUAUAUAGUAUGUAAGAGUAACUGACUACAUGGAAAGACCACCUAUUGGUCUAUAAUCAUUCAAUAAGGGAAGGUGGAGAGAAAACAUCUGUAAACAAUCCAUUCAAGAAAAAUAUGCCAAUAUGUAUAACUAUGGAAAAUAUUAAGAGAUGUUAAAUAUUAAAUAUUAAAUGUUAGAGGAGAAAAUAGAUAAGAAAUGUCCCGCCUACAAAUGAUGUUUAAAGAAACAUAGAGUAUGUGACAUGUUCAUUAAGUCCUUUAGGGGCUGCUGUAUUUAAAAAGUGAAUCCAAUAUACUUCACGUUGUAGCAGAAUCUUAGACCUAUCGCCUCCUCGACGUAGAGGUGGGACGUGAUCAAUAGCAAUAAAUCUCAAAGUGGGAAGACGAUGAUGUAAAGCCAAAAAAUGUUUUGCCACUGGUUUCUCAGUGUGUUGGUCACGAAAGGCUGUGGUAAUUCCUGAACGGUGUCCUCUUAUACGGUCUCGAACAGUAAGAUCAGUUUUGCCCACGUACGCUCACCCACAUGGGCACGUAAUCAAGUAGAUCACAUGGUCCGUAGUACAGGUAAUGUAAUGUUGAAUAGCGAUCCGUUUGCCCGUAUGUGGGUGGGCAAAAGAGGUGCCCGGAACCAUAUGACUGCAUGUCACGCACCCUGUACAUUUGUAACAUCCCUUUUUCUUGCUGCUACCUUCAUGUUGAUAACAAUGUACCGGAUCGUUACGGUCUAAUAUGUCCUUCAGAUUCCUGUUACAUUUGUAACUAAUAAUCGGUAAAUUUUGAAAAAUUGGUGACAGGUUUUUAUCUGCUUGUAAUAUGUCCCAGUGUUUAUGUAUUGUAUUUUUGAUAAGUGGAGUAUUGGUAUGAAAAGUAAGUGGAAGAAACAGACGGUCUGCUUGAGGGUCUUUUGUCUCAGAUUUCUGAACGCAUUGUUUUGCCUUGAUUUCGGCACUAGUGAGAAUUUGUUGUGAAUAGCCUCUAGCUGCAAAUCUCUGCUUCAUCUGUUGUACUUGUAUAUCCCUUUUCUGAGGAUCAGUAUUGUACCGUAGUACCCGAAUAAAUUGAGAGAUAGGUAAUGAUUCAAUCAUAUGUUUGGGAUGAAAACUUGUAGCUGACAGCAGUGUAUUUCUGUCUGUCUCUUUCCGAUAUAAAGUAUAGCCAAUGCCUUUCUCAGUUUUAAAUAGGGACACGUCCAAAAAUUGAAUCGUGUUCUUGUCAGUGGUCAAAGUUAAUUUGAUAGGUGUCUGUAAAUUGUUGAUAGUAGUAACCAUGGUAUUGAGUUCCUCUUCUGUGCCUUUCCAUAUUAAUAAAAUAUCAUCCACAAACCUAAAAUAUUUCAAUAUGUGAAUCUGAUAUUUAGAUAGAAUGUGCUGUCGUUCAAACCACGCCAUAAAUAUAUUGGCGUAAGAGGGUGCCAUAGCUGCUCCCAUGGCGGUCCCAAAAGUUUGGACAUAGAAGGUAUUUUCAAAUCUAAAAUAAUUGCAUGUCAAUGUUAUCAUUAGCCAUUCCAAUAGAUAUUCUAUAGGUGGCCCUUCAUAGGAAGUGGUAUUCAAAAGAGUUUCACGUACAGCUUGUAUCCCAUCGGUUAUAGGUAUAACCGUAUAUACAUUUUGUACAUCCAGAGUUGCGAAAAUAAAUUCCGCAUUUGUUUCAAUGUUGAAAUCUUUUAAUUGAUGUAAUAGAUCUUGAGUAUCUCUAAGGCAUGAAGGUAUUUCUUUUACACAACCUUGUAUGUAAAAGUCCACGAAUUUGGCUAUAGGCUCAAGGAGUCCCCCUCGAGCCGAUACUAUAGGGCGUCCUGGAGGUUCCUGCGCAGAUUUGUGAAUUUUUGGUAUUGUAUAUAUAUAUAUAUACACACAGAUAGCUUUUUUCCUUAGAGCUGUCACUGGUGACGGCUAGGUGAAAUGACAUGCAUAACAAAGGUAACUAUCCCUUUUGUCAAGCAAAGGAACAAUACUGAGACAAAGUAGUCCCUAUUUUGUCUCAGUGUAUCUACUGACUGGGUUGGAAUUUCAGUGAAAUUUCAACACCGUCAAUGAGUAUUUCAUAAAGAUUAUUAAUUAAAAAAAAAAUGUAAUAUCAUUGGUUUACUUCUUCCUCUUUUCUCCGCCAUGUUUUUGUACCAUUGUCAGAAUAAUUUUAACGUCAGGUGGACAUUGAUAAUGGCACCAAAAAGUGACAAGUUGAAUCACGUCUUACACUAUCCAUAGUCUUCCAGAGCAAGUUUUAUAUGAAGACAUACAAAAUACACAUACAAAUAUACUAAAACUUUAAGGAUACCACUGGCUCCACUCACUAUGUGUACCGUGCUUCUAGAGAGCUUAGCCAUUUACAUGAACAAUUUGUAUGUGACUUGUAGAUAAAUAUAUCAGUGAUCAAAACUUGCACUAAAGAAAUUAAGAAAAAAAAUCCCUAUAGAAAAAAAUCAGAAUGAGAAAUUAAUAUUUAAAUAGAAUACGUGCAGUGUCCAACAAAGAAACCCCAGUGUAUAGCAGGCGCAAGCAGCAUGAGGGUCUUCAGGCAGCCAUCCACACAGGAGCCCUAUUCAUUGCCUUCUGACUGGUUUCUAUGGUAUUCAGCAAAGCUUAGGGCAUAUAUUGGUCACAGACUCAUAGUACUGUGUAUUUCGUCUAACUCAUCUUUUACUGAUUUGCUGAAACCACUCUAAAAGUUAUUUAUAUCAUGAGAUACAAAGAGAGAAAAAGAAAGCUGCAGUCAAACAACUAAGAAUCUAUUAUUUCAUUGCCCGACAUAACCGACCCAGGGGCUUGCUCCAUCCUGAACUUCUAGAUUUGAUUAGGAUUCCUUCUGCUGAUUUGUCUCAAUUGACACAAUAACUCAGUCUUCGAUGGGAUGCUAUAUUCAUCAGGAAAGUGUACUGAGCAAAGGGUGCAUUUGUUGUGGUUUCAUUAUGAACGCUUCUCUUAUUUGUUUAUUUUUAAGGUUUAGAACCAUUGUGUAGAACCAUUGCUUUCUCCUCUGUCUCCCUGUACUGCUCUCUUUAAGUUGGGAGGUAAUGACCUGUACUCACUCCUCCAUGCACCGCAGCCAAACUGCAAAUCCAGCAGGAGCAUGGUCUUAUGUGCCAUGCCCCCGAUUGGAGAUGCCCAUCAGAUAUCUCUAAAUGUGGCCUUAGGUUCUGUAGCACCAGUGAUAGUUUCACCACAAUAUAUACACAUACAAAUACACACAAAGACAUUCCCUCCCAAGCAGACACACAGCUCAAUAAUAAGACAAUUCAUACUGUGAUAUAAAUAACAGUAGCUUUGAAAUGAUUAUGAAAUAUCUGAACAAAUGCUUACAUUGAGAUUCUUGCACUGCUCUCCUUUAUAUGUGCCCUUGAGAGGUUUUACCAUCUAAUCAUCUCUGGUUUGCUUUUCAGAUGAAAUCAUGCAACAGGAGAUCCGUCCACUGCUUGCUGUAGAUAUCAUAGAACAACUUCAUCGCCAGUUUGCAACUUUAUCAGGUACGCUUCAUGUGAAUUUAUUUAUUUUCACUAAACUCAAAGGACUAUUUCAUUAUUAGCAGAACACUCCAAGCACCAUAACCAAUAAAGCGUGCUUCCCCAAAGUCCGUAGUAAAAAAUGUUUGCUAAUAAUUGUGAUUUCUUACUUUGGGUACUCUGUGCUCCUGUAUCUUCCUGCAUUAAAAGCCAGAAGCUCCUGCAUGGACCCUGUCGCGUGGGUCGCGGACACAAAAUAUUAACACUACAUGCUCCAUUACCUGUAGAGCUGAUUGAAAUAGUUAUGGUGCCAGGAGAAACAUCCCUCUCUAUAAAAUUAUUAUUAUUUUUUUUUAUUUCUUUGUUUAUGGUUUUUAUUUUCACACAAAGAGAAUGUGGUUACAACAAAAAGUGUUACUGUUGUAGGAUAUAACAAUGUACGCUAUCACAGACUUUUUGAGUAGUAGUAGUAGGAAUUGCUAUUUCAUCCAUACAACAAUAUAAUUAAUUUAAAGGGUCCAGAGGUGGUGAUGCAUACAGCUAUUCGUCUACUGUUAAAUGUCACCCACAUACUGCACAUAUUUAUAACUCAAAAAUAUUGCUAGGGUGUUCAGAGCCUCCUCUGUCUGAUUUAAUCACUUAGGGGACCAGCAGGUAUGGGCAGGAAGCCAGGGCAUUUGGUGAGAGUUCCUAGGUGUGACAAUGCAUACUGUCAACAGUGUCAUCUGAGUUUAUUUUCCCUAAAAAUGUAACAUUUAAAUAUUGAUUAAAGUAUCAGAAAUUAAGCUCUAACUCAAGGAUAGGCAACUGUUGGCACUCCAGAUGUUUUGGACUACAUCUCCCAUAAUACUCUUACAGCCACAAUGCUGGCAAAGCAUCAAGGAACAUGUAGUCCACAACAUCUCGAGUGCCAAAGGUUGCCUGUCCCUGCUCUAGAUUACUUUCUUUACUGCCUAGAUUCUGGGGCAAACCGCAGCCUCCGCCAGUGUAAAACACACUGUUACUCUAAUGCAGUCCGCUAUGUAGCACCAGAUAUGUUAACAUGUUAACAAAACAGCUCCUCUGUCCUUGUUAGUGCACAACUGUUGCAUACUAUCUAAUGUUUUAGAGACUCUAAAACUUAUUUGAAAGAUUAACAUCUACAAGAAAGUAUGAAUAUCUGCUGAAGUAGCUUAAUAUUCUCGCUGGAUUUAAUGUAGACGUCAGAAUCUGUGUCUCCUAGUUUGUCACUCUCAGGCAGCUUAAAACAACAGAAUGUUAUGUCUGUAAAUGAGCAUGUUGUCAUGGAAACAAAGUAGUUGUACACAGAAUCAGCUAAGUUGACUAAAUUACUUCGUGCAGAUACACAUUGUCUUGACUGUCAUGGCAACAAGCACCAGUAUGAUGCAAGUUUGAUUACCUGGACCUGCCUGACAUUGAAUAGGAUACACUUUGGGCACUCACAUAAGUUGUGUGCAAUGUGUAGGGUUAAGUCACAGUAAGUUAUCCUGAGUGGCUUUUAUCUCAUAGAAAAAAGAAUUUAGAAAGCUGACACAGUAUAGACCUGACAACUGAACUACAAUUCAAAGGAACUUGCCCCGUGCCCAAAAAUCAGGGCUUAUUGCAUAUGCUCAGCAGUGCUUUGGAAAUUAAAUGCACAUUGUGAUUGGCUGAUUCAAUUCCUGUCCUGGGCAGAGACCAUUUGCAAGAGCUGCAAAUAACUUUUUUUUGGCUGAAUUCCAUUGAAUGGAUUUUUUAAUGUUAUGUUGUAAGUGGAUUUGAAGCAUUUUAAGUAGUUUUUUUAUUCACUAUAUAAUUUGAUGCACUUCCAUUUCUUUAAUAAAUAAUGAUACAAAAUUAUAUUCAACUAUUUUGGCUAAGCGGCUUGAUAAAGUGCUUCCAUCUUUAAUUAUCUUUGACAAGGUGGGCUUUGUUUUAAAUUGUCAGGCCCCAGACAAUACAAGGUGUUUUAUUAAUUUGAUCCACCAAAUUAAAUUGAAUCACACGCCUUCUUUGCUCCUAUCUUUAGAUGCGGAGAAGGCAUUUGUUAGAAUUCAUUGGGGUUUUCUUAGGGAAGUUAUGUCCCGAAUUAAUAUUCCAGAUCCUUUCAUCAGGGCUGUGUUUGCUUUAUACUGCAAUCCUAUAGCUUGAUUAUAUGCCACUGGCUUUGUUUCUGAUAGUUUUACUUUAUCCAAUGGAACCAGGCAGGGAUGUCCAUUGUCACCACUUCUUUUUGUGCUGGCAGUGGAACCCUGAGGCAAAAAGACAGUGUGCUAAUAUAGAGUGCAUUGUGGUAGGAGACAGAGAACAUAAAAUAGGCCUCUUUGCGGAUGAUAUUAUUUUGUUACUAAAAAAAUCCUUUGGCCUCUCUAAAACCUCUAAUGUCCAUCUUGCAAGAAUUUGGCGAAAUUUCCUACUAUAAAUUGUAUACUAAUAAAACUCACUUUCUUUUUUUGUCUCACUUUCUUUUUUUGUCCCAUGCAAGAAUUGGAUAUUUUAAAGAAACUUUUGACUUCGACUAGAGGGAUUCCUACUUAUCUUACUUGGGCAUUAAUUUGUGCAAGAACCUGUCAAAGCUGCAUACUUACAACUUGGCAAAAAUCUGUCCCUCUUUUAGGGAACAUAUUGAAAGGUGGUGUAGUGUUGAAAUUUCAUGGUUAGGCAGGAUUAAUUAGAUAAAAAUGACUCUCCUUCCUAAAAUUUUAUAUAUUAUUAGAGCUAUUCCCCCAAACAUAUCUUCCUCUUUUAUUCAGAAGGUUCAUUCUACACGCUUGGCUCUCAUUUGGAACAAACAAACAUGUAGGAUCAAAUUGGCUAGUUUGCAAAAACUCAGAGUUUGUGAGGGUAUGGGUUUACUAAACUUUAAUCACUAUUAUUUGGUGACCAAUGCUGCUGCAGCCCUUAAAUUUAUGGAGGCUGCCAAAAUCUUACCUUACUUCAUUAGGGAGGUCUUGUGGUUACCCCCUGCUCUUCGACCACAGAUGGUGAACAUGUAUCCAACCACCAAAGCCACUAUUAAGGCUUGGAGAGUGUUAUACACCAAGAUUAAUCCUUCCACUACCUGGUCCAGAGCUACCCCCUUAGCGGUGUUGCGAUCUGCAUUACCUGACUUAGAUGUGGAAUUUUGGCUUUCGCACUCUGUCAUACAUAUUAAUGAUUUACUUUUGUCCAAUUCCUUUUUAUCUGACCCAUAUUUGACCAGUUACAGGCAAAAUUUGGCCUGGAUGCCUCUGUUGCCCCUAUCCAUAGACAAAUGGUAAAUUUGCUUAGUGAACACUUUAACGUCUUGGAGAACGUAAAGUAAACAUGUCUAAUCUAGUAUAAUACAUAUCGCUUGGAUCCUGACCGUAGACGAACCAUUUCAAUGUGCUAUGCUUAUUUUUCUGGGGAACCUGGUCCAAAACUGGACUAUAUGACAAAGUGGGAAAGAAAACUGAAUAAAAAAACAAAACAAAAAUGUACUAUUGAAGAGUGGCAUGGGCUUCUGUUGGCGCUACGGAGCAUAACACAGUCUGUGGCGCUUUUAGAAUCCCAUUACAAACUCCUAUUUAGAUGGUACCUUACUCCUUCCAAAUUAUUUAAGUUAGCCUUAUCCCCUAAUAAUACAUGCUGGAGAGGGUGCGGACAAGUAGGCACACUAUUGCACAUUUUGGACAUGUCCUAAAUUAAAAACAUAUUGGGCCAAUUUACACACACUCAUGCACCUUAUUACAGAUCAAAUCCCACACAUUACACCCGAGUUGUGUCUCCUGAAGAAAUUCCCAGAGGGUUUACCUAAAGUUAAAAUUAUUAUGUUAGGUCAGGCAUAGGCAACCUUCGGCAGUCCAGAUGUUUUAGACCACACCUCCCAUGAAGCUUUGCCAGCAUUACUGGUGUAAGAGCAUUACGGGGGAUGUAGUCCACAACAUCUUGAGUACCGAAGGUUGCCUAUCCCUGUGUAAGGUCAGCUAUUAAUUUCAGCUUCUUCAGCUAUUUCUAGGUACUGGACGUCUGACACUCCAUCCACGACAGAGGACUUGCGUAGCCUAUUUGAGUUAAAGUGUUGUGAAGUAGCUUCUAGGACUCCCUCUGUGUUUUUAGAAUUGCUGAAACAAGAUUGGAUGAGCUGGUAAAGGGACGUCAAAAGUCGUUUUGGCUUAUAAGUAUCAUCUACACCACAUCCAACCAAACAGCACUAUAUACGAAUUAAAACCUGCUUCAUAUAUAUGAGCAUUGAAAUUGUUUAUUUUUUUUAUUUUAUUUUAUACAAAGCUUUCUCAACUGUUACUUUUUAGUUGUUCAAUAUAUUACUUUGUUUAUUUAUUUAUGUACAUGUAUAUAUAUAUAUAUUUAUAUAUAUAUAUAUAUAUAUAUAUAUAUAUAUAUAUGUGUGUCUAUUUUAUAGCAUCGGAUGAUAUUAGUUACAAUUAUUCCUUGUUAUUAUAUUAGUAAUUUUUUUUAUUGUGUUAUUGAAAAUUCAUUAAUAAAAACAUUUGAAGAUAAUUUGAUGCCCUUUAAAUACAAUAAGAUUUGCACAGUUGUUUAUUGCAAUUAUCAAGUAGAUUGUGCACUUAAAAAUAUGGUAAUAGAUUUUGCACUAUUAUUCCUUGCACUUUACAUAUACAGUACUCUUAUUUGCGUGGUACUUUAAAGGUACAGUGCACUGUAGUGAUUGAUUUUUGCACUUUAAAAAUACAGUGCACUUCAUUACUUUUGCACUUAAUGUUAUACUGCAGAUGUGUAUAAGUGUGUAUUCUAAUACUAAGGAGUGAAUUAAGACACAAGCUAAAUUAACUAGCAGUAGAAACACCAUAACCACUACAAUGUGCUGUAGUGCUUAAUAAGGAAUUGACCGAUAUUCCUUUUAUAGAACCGAUAAUCUGUGGUCUUUUAGGCCGUUAGCCGAUAACUUGUACCGAUAUUCUCUACGUUUACGGUUUUGAAAAUAGAAACUAUUUCUACACAAAUCUGCUAUUAACUGAACAUGUUUAUUAUUCAAUAUGGGUUUUUUUUGCAAAUCUUUCUAGAUUUCUUUUAUUGAGUGGUAAAUGUACAAAAUAUACAUGCCAAUCAGAUUUUUUUAUGUUUUCAAGAAUAUUGUGCUUGUGCUGUAGAUGUAGGGUGAGUGUUUGUGUAGUGGAUUCACUGUGGGUGUGUGUAGUGGAUGCAGUGUGUGUUUGUUAGAUGAUUGUGAAUGUUUGAGUCGUGGAUGCAGUGUUUGUCUGUCAGUCAGUGUCUGUCUGAUUGUGAGUGUCUGUCUGUUACAAAUGUAUGGGGGUAGGAGAGACACAUGGAGAGGGUGGGUGGAAGAGACACAUGGUGGUGCUGGGGGUUGGGUAAGAAACAUGGAGGGACUGGGGGGGGGGAUGAAACACAUGGGGGGCCACAGUGCAGUUUUUGCAUUGGGGCCUGGUGGUUACACCUCUAGUUACACCUCUGACCCCCUCCCUGCCUUUUACAUGUGGCCAGGGAGGGGGGCAUUACAAUGGAAUUUCACAUUGUAGCGACAGCAGCCUGGACCCAGCGCACGCUGUCUUCUGCCAUCCCUCCAACUCUUUUGAGCACAGUGUGCCAUUUAUGGCUGAGAGCUUGUGAGAGUUUCAAAAAGAUACUGCAGAUAGUGUGCGCGGGGUCCAGGCCAAUGUCUGCAUUAUCAGGAAUAUCGGUAUCAUUAUAGGCUGAUACCGAUAUUGCUGAAAAUGGGAAAUAUCUGCCGAUAAUAUUGGCCGAACCCUAGUGCUUAUAGUACCAGUGGUACCUUAGUGCGGUCCCCACGAUAAUGAACACAGAUUUUGAAUAAUGUGACACUUUAUAGAUCCUACACCUGCAGGCUUGCCCCAUCUAAAAAUAUAGCUAAAAUGGAAGUUCCCCAUCAUCAUUAAAUCUAUCUAUUUUAUCCCUAAUUGAAGGGAAUUCACUUGCUUUCCAUCCAAAAACUGGUAGAAUUGAUAUUGCUAAAUGUGAAAAUAGGGGCUUUCACUAUAAAGAUAUCUGAAAAAAUGACCAGAUCGCAGACACCAAGGGGACUCAGGAAGGUGACAAAGUGUUCAAUAAUGAUUUGACAACUAAGCAUGUUACUACAGCACUCCGUAGUAGUUUUGUUGCUUAGAGUGCCCUUGUAUUUUGCAUUAUUUUGCCCUGAAAUGAAAAAAAAAAAAAGGUGAUAACCGUACACGAAAAGGACGUGGGAAUUGUUAUAGACAACAAACUAUGCAAUAUUGUGCAAUAUCAAUCAGCAGUGGUUAAGGCCAGUAAGGUAUUGUCAUGCAUGAAAAAGGGCAUUCAUUCUCGGAAUGAGAAUAUAAUUUUGCCUCUUUAUAAAUCACUGGUAAGGCCACAUCUUGAAUAUGCUGUGCAAUUUUGGACACCUGUUCUAAAGAGGGAUAUUUUGGCACUGGAGAGGGUGCAGAGGCGGGCUACAGGAUUAAUAAAAGGAAUGGAACACAUCAGCUAUGAAGAAAGCUUAAGAAAUGUAAACAUCUUUAGUUUAGAAAAACUUCGUCUCAGAGAGGAUAUGAUAACAUUAUACAAAUAUAUCCAGGCCAAUACAAACCAUUGUGUGGAAAUCUAUUCACAAACCGGACUUUACAUAGGACACAAGGUCAUGCAUUUAGACUGGAAGAAAGAAGAUUUCGUCUAAGGCAAAGGAAAGGAUUUUUUACUGUAAGAACAAUAAGGAUGUGGAACUCUCUGCCUGAAGAAGUGGUUUUAUCAGAGUACAUACAGAUGUUCAAACAGCUACUAGAUGCAUACUUGCAAAAACAGAAUAUUCAAGGAUAUAAUUUUUCAAUGUAGGGUAAUGGCUUCUUGAUCCAAGGAUAAAUCUGACUGCCAUUCUGGGGUCAAGAAGGAAUUUUUUUCCUAGUUUGUUGCAAAAUUGGAAGUGCUUCAAACUGGGUUUUUUUGCCUUCUUUUGGAUCAACAGCAGAAAACAGAUGUGAGGACGGUUGAACUUGAUGGAUGCAAGUCUCUUUUCAGUUAUGUAACUAUGUAUAGAAUUCAAAAAAUAGCUAAACCUAACCAAAGCUAACUUCUAGUUUGAUAUCUGGCUGUAAAAAAAAAAAAAAAAAGUCAUAUGUUACAGUUCAAUUUUAAAUAUGGUAUCUGUGAGCAUCAUUAACUUUAUAAAAAUAAAGAAUUGAAUAGCAAUGCUGGUUAAAAAAAGACCCAAGUCCAACAAGUUCAACCUUUCACUCAUCUAUCUUUUUGCUGUCACUUCAUGUCUACUUUACAACAUGCUAAACUUCUAUGACUACUUUGGUCAUCAUGUGCAUAUUUCUCUGCUGUCUCCCUAAUUUUGCUAGCACGGGCGAAGCGAGGUCAUGACGAACCCAGGGAAGUCCUAUACUUGCGCAUCCCUCCAACCAGUUCCAUGUCAGAUUGCAGGUCCCUUGCCAAGAAUUGUUUCAAUAAUAGUAAUAAUAAUAAUAAUAAUAAUAAAAUAAUAUUAUCAAAAUAAUGCGCUACACAAAUUCUCAUGAUUCACAUUUUUAUGGCAAUCAAAAUAGUUAUGGCCAGGAACUGGAGAAACAUAGGUCCCUUAAAUUGGCAUGAAAUUCGCACACAAGUGGAUUUCCAAUAUAGGAUGGAAGCAGGCAUAGCAUUAGAUAGAAUAUCCAAAGAGAAAUAUGAUGAAAUUUGGGCCCCUUGGGUUAGAUAUUUAAGAUCAAAAGAUUAAAUCCCAUACCCCCACUAAAUCCCCAAUAGCACCUUCUUUCUGUUAGGCAAGUUAGUGUUUUCUGUAGGAGUAUGAAUGAGGUCAACUUGUCUAUCUUUUUGACCUGAACACAUUUAUUGUACAAAAUGGAAAAAAAAUUGGUUUUAUAUUUGAGAUGCAUAAACUGUAAAUAUAGCAAUAUAGUAUAGUAAUUUAAACUGAAAGUAUGUUAUAUGUUUGUAAUUUAAGUGAAAAAAUAAAGAUAUUUAAAAUAAUGCGCUACACAGAGUUGGAAAAAGAUUACUGGUAAAAGAUUACCCUCGGUCUGGAGCUCCAGCUCUGGUGGGGCUUCCUCGAGCCAGAAGGGAAAUAAAAAAAAUCCCCCUGCGAUCCCUCACUUCAUUGAGGGACCGUGGUCUGUAACACAGUCCCUGGAUAACUCAGAGCGCCACUGAGAGUAACUUAGCGCCAGAACUACGAGGAAGCUCUCAAAGUGUUCUGUACAAUGGAGCUCCCCAUCCCCCGGACAACCAGGGAUCCACUUGAAAACCAGUGAAGGUAAGCAGGGGUAACGGGGGAAAUACACACACCACUCGGACACACUAAACUCUUCUCCACACAGUCAAUACUCAGCCACACUCAAACUCCCUAUACACACAAAAUUAAGUCACCACACACACACUUAGCAUCCCCCCAUACAGCAUUCACCCGCCUCCACACACAUACCCUCAUACGCUCUCAGAAACACAACUCUUACCACUCACAGAAAAAGAAACCAAUGCUCUAGGAGAAGGCCCCAAUCUGGCACUGGGCAACCUUAGACUAACCCUGGCUCUAUAUAGACUAGUAUACGAAAUGGGUCUUUAUACUAAAAAAUGAAAUUAGGUGAAUUGUUAAUUACAUUUAGGCCAAUGCAUCUGACUUGGAAAAGGACUUGAAUUUGAUUUUUUUUUUCUUUAUUUUUGUUGUGCAAUUGCUUAUUACAAGUGAUGAAGAUGCCACAACAGCAUAUAACAUAGAUGAACAGUUGGCAUUAAAAGACAGUGCACAGGUUUUUUUAUAAGGUUAAUUUUACAUGUUACAACAAUCCUGCUUGAUCCAUCGUUGUGUUGCCAUAGUUCUCCCUAAGGUGAUAAGUUAUGUGUAGUUAUCUUGGUGUACUAUUGGUAUAUGAGCAGGCUCCGGCUUGGCGGUGGCUUUUGUGGGUAUUGCGGUGCCCGGUAAUGGUGUUAUCGGUAUGUCAUCGCCUGUGAGGUGGCCCUUUAAUUUAAGGAAGUGUUAUAUGGGCGUGUGCCUUGCUGGGUUCCCUAAUUGGUGUUAAACCCUUGGUAUAUAAGUAAACGUAGAACUGGUAAAAGAAAAACAUUAUUGUUAACUCUGGUAACUUUUUGUCAGCGGGCUGAGCAGCAGUCAUUUACAUCAAGUGUCCGCUAUUGGGAUUUCCCUUCUCCUCGGUACAAAGGGGACAGUUCUGGUGGAGUCCCAUGUAUGGGAGCUGGUGGGCUCAUCUGGUCUCGGUGGGAGCUUCAGCGCCUUGAGGAAGGAGUCCGCCUCCUGGGUGGAGGUGAGAUGCAGAGUAGUGCCGUUGUGAUCCACAGACAAGGGUUUGGGUGUUGUCCAACGGUAGAUUACCUUGGCGUCUUGAAGGCGACAGGUCACUGGGCGUAGGUUUCAUCUCCAUUGAAGUGUGGAUCGUGUUAAGUCUUGAUAAAAAGGUAAGACUUGCAGAUUCAAAGUCCAGUGGUGUUUUGCCCUUUAGUGCUGCGAAGAUGGCGUUUCUGUCCGCUUGAGUGUGGCCCCUGACGAUUACAUCCCUGGUUGUUUGGGGGGAUGCCUGUGGUGAUUUGCGGAUGCGAAACAUCUCUGCGAUGGCCAGUUUUUUGGCCUGUGCAUAUGGCAAUAUGGUGGCUACCAGUCGCCUGAGGUAAUGCAGCAACUCUGACUGGCUGAUGUCGUCGGGGAUUCCCCUGAUUUUCACAUUGCAUUUGCAGCUCCGCUCGUCUGUCGCCUCUAGUUUGCUAAGCAGAGUUGAGUGAGAGGAUUUUAAUUGUGAUACUGUUUCUUUAAGGCCUUUUAUUUCUUGUUGAAUGUCGUUUAUAUCUUCCUCUGUGGAUUUCACGCGGUCCGUGACGGCUUGGACCUCCAUUUUCAUUAUGGCCAUGUCUGCCGCUGACAUUUGUUUUAGUUCCAGUAAGAGGUUUUUAAUGUCCAGUUUGUGGCUGGUGUUAGCGCAUCUGGGUCAGCCUGUAUGUCAAGGGGUGGCCUUUGGUCUAGUGUAUCCCCCUCAGCAUGAUCCGAGCAUGUGGAGUUACUCUCUGGGUCUGGGUCUCUCCCUGUGUGCGACCACUUGGUUCCGUGGCUAAGUUCCGCCCCUUGAAUUGGAUAUUUAUUUACAAUUUGGCUAUUUUUGCAAUUCCCUUGCAAAUUCACAACAUUUUCAUUUUUAUUCACAAAGUGAAAAUUAUCUAGAGUUCCAACUGAAUUUAAAGUUCUUUAAAAAAAACAACAACUAACUAUUUAACAGAUAUACCCAAAUGAAAACAUGCAUGCAUGUUUUGAAUGUUUGCUUACCGCACCGAAACACGCAUCCAGCAUUUGUUUCCCAUUUUCACUCUUGCACUGCACUUUUUUUGUACACCUUCACUAUGGAGUAACUUUUGACUCAAUCGGACUAGUAUAGGAAAGAAUACAGAUAAGAUAAACUUGGAUUGAGGUCAGUUCUUUAGAUCAUGAGUGGUGGCAUUCCUGACAGCUGAUGUACUUCUUUCCUCUUUUCAACCUUUUAUUUAUUGAUCCAUAUCUACUUUUUCCCAUGAAGAUUACUAUGACAUAUGAUUGAUAUUAUGCAGAGCUUAUAGAUAUCUGAGCAAAAUAUGUAAAAUCCCCUUAUGCAAUAUAAAACACCAGUGGUUAAAAAGGGGGUAAUUAUGAAAAUAAGUUACCCUAUAAAACAGUAGAUGUUUAGAAAAUUCCUUGGAUCUUCUGAAUAUACAUAGAGAAAAAAAAAAACAACCUACAAAAUAAUAUCAGAAAGGACGACACAUGGUGCAGACCAAAAAACACCAGAUAAUAGCUAGUGUAAAAAUGCACUCACAAGCAUAAAUUAAAGCAGGCAGAAUAUGAAAAUAUUGGUAGAACUUCUCUACUUGCCAACUUCUGUGCUUGUUAGGAGAGAAGAAACAAAACACAUGUACAAUACUGUAUAACAUCAAAAAGAACACUUUAUUUUAUGCACUCCCAGGAUAAUAGAAAAAUAAAAGCCUAUCAUUUUUUUUACUCUCAGGAGAAAUUCUGUAUUCUACCUCCAGGACCCAGAAAUCUGUUGUGAAGGCAAUCAGUAAAACACAGGAAAAACGAUGUUCUUUCACCCUACGCGUUUUGUCUAUAAAUAGACUUCCUCAGGGGUAUUCAGCGUGUGUCUGACAAUUGUACCAAGUCCUGGGUUUAAAAACCUGGCUUGCUCCUUCCAAAUUGCCUCACAGCCAAUCGGCUGUAGACUGAAAGAAAAAAUAAAAAGUGAAAAGUAAUGAAAGAACAGUAAGAAAAGAGUUUGAUUACUUCAUGUAUUUUUUCGCCUUGUAACUGAGAGGGAGAGAUGAGCAAAGGUAGAGCAGAGUACCAAAGUAGUGUCCCCUGGUCUUGGUCGUGGCUGCGUUGAAACCAUUGAUAGUGCUCCUUUCCUCACCAGGCAUAGUUUAUUUAACUCUGUCCCAGGAGGAACUUGUAUUUCAAAAGGAAUGUCUGGAAAAAGAUAAGCUGCAGUCUAGCUAGUGGUUUCUCCUCCUGCAUCUUCUCCACCUUUGGUAAGUCCAUCUCUGUUUGCAUUUGCAUUGCCUCAUCCAAUGGUAACAUUUUCUGUUACUAGUGCCACACAUAGCUCAUCCAUGUCUAUAUUAACACCACCACCCUUUUCAUUAGCAUUAGUUAACCAAAUGCAAGAGGCUAGUGUUGCACAGCUUUCACAGCCACUGAUGAUAAUUUACCCACAUCUUCAGCAGCUGCAAGCCGAAGGGUUGAGGCUAAUGUAUUGUGCCCCAGCAAAGUUUUGGAUCCCUUCCAGUGGCUCUAAGAAGGCUUAUUUGCUUUGUGCAGAAUGUAUGGCAAGGGAUCAGUAGGGGAGACAGUUUUGGGACAUCUCACUAGUGUCAGUAUUAACCUACAUCUGGAAAAACAUCACAAGUCUGUUUUAAUAAGGGAUGAAGCAGAGAGAAAAAGUACUGGGUCAGGCAGCAUGUCAACUGGUACUGUAUCUGAUUCUGUGCAGUUUUCACCACAUACCAGCAGCGGUACUUCCUCCAAUACUACCACUCUUAGUCAGAAAAGGUAGGAUAUUGAGGAUAGUGGCACUAGUUGACAAAGGCAUGUUGGGCAGGGGCAGUCAAACUUAUCAUCCCAGAGAUGUGCUCACCAGCCCACUCUUUAACAUUUUGUCUGAUUUCCUUUGAGGGCCAUGUCAAAACAGCCCGCUAACAAAAUCACCCACCUAAUUAAUCAUGUGAUCGCUGUAGUGGCUUCUAUUUCCAUGGUAGAAGGGGAGCCCUUUAAGCAGCUAAUACAUCCCCUUGUUUGUGUAAGGAUGUAGUGUGUUUAGUGACUGCAGAGUGUGUGCUUGUGUAGUGGAUGUAGUGUGUGUAUACUGACUGCAGAAUGUGUGUUUGUGUAUGGAUGUAGUGUGUGUAUAGUGACUGCAGAGUGUAUGUUUGUAUAGUUUGUAUAGUGACUGCAGAGUGUGUGUUUGUAUAAGGAUGUAGUGUGUGUGUGUAAGGAUGUAGUGUGUCAGUAGUAGUAUUAGUAGUGAUGGGUGUGGGGGGGUUGUUCAUGAUUUGGCAGUGAAGGGGUUAAAGUAACACUUGUUUUCUCUCCCUGUACCUGGCAGGCUAUAGUACCCUGAUAAUGAACUCUGACCCCACGAGCCACCACACUCGCACUGCGCCCCCCCCCCCAAAUGCCAGGUAGACUCACCUACGUGACCAGUGAGUUGUCCAGGAACAGGUCCAAGAGCUGUGAGAUUGUAAUAUCCAUCCUUUGCUGGGUUUAAUAGGUUUAAAUGUCUCUGGAUCACAUAUUGUGUGCACUGCAGCCUGUGGUACUAGCUUUCAGUUUUGAGAAGCUCAUCUCUGCAGGGGGGAGAGAGAGCACACCCUCUCCCCUCCAUCUCUCAGACUCAAACAAACACUCUCAAUGCAACUACUGGCUUCUCAUGGCAAGGUCCAGGGAGCAGCAUGCAUUCAUGGUCAAUCCCCUCUGGGAGCAAUGCAGGCUGCGCUGGCACAGGACUGGCCCCUGGUGCAUGCUCUGUAACUGUGAUCUCCCACUCACUGAGAAUGAACUAAUUCUACAGGUAGCUGCAGCUAAAAUUGAUAUAUAUAUAGAUAGAUAUAUAUAUAUAUAUAUAUAUAUAUAUAUAUAUAUAUAUAUGUGCACAUAGGGAAUGUGCAGUCCAGGCCCGCUGUGCCCAUGACAAUUUUCAUGCCCUGAUGGCGGCCCUGCUGCAGAUUGAUUUGGUAUAGAGCAGGUAUAUGACAUGCAUAUACAUCAAAGCACCAUCAAUUUUGUUCAGAUUUAUGAAGUGGAGGAGGUCCAGACAGAUGGUGACAAAUUGGUAAGGAGAGAAGACAGGCAUAAAUGUGGGGUUUGAGAGGGUUCCUUUAAAGGUGUGUGCUGUUCUGCAUAAAUCCUACAUCUGCAGUAAAAUUUUCUAAGUAUUUUGAAAUCUGGGGGUGAAUAAUAAUAUUUUUUUACGAUCAAACUACUCUUGCUGCUUCUCCUCCCUUUUGAAAAUGCCUUUCAUCAAAGUAGUCACCCUGCCUGGCCGAGUCUUGCCGUGUGAUUAUGCUUUCUACCUCUGAAGAUGUAAAUUGACGUCAAAUCAUUUUUCCAUAUCUAAAAGUAUUCCAACACGUGGUGGUGUUUUACAAUGCCUUUAAUGGUUGUUGUUUCACCAUGUCAUAAGGCUGCACAACAUUUUAGCUGUUUUUGCAUUUCAGUACACCAAUAGGCACAAUGUGGUGCCAUUUUGGUGCACUAGAAGAGUUUUAACCAAAACAACUGCAUGGACGAAAUUAAAACAAAAAGACAAAAAGGGAAUUGAGGGCACGACUGAAACAUGCAUUUUUCAAGAAUUGUGAAUUGCAUUUUGUAUCAUAAUGCACAUACAACAGAUUAUUAAAAUACACUUUAGCUUUUUUAGCACUAGCACUAUUUAAAUUGUCUCCAACGUGGAAUUUGUGUACGACCCACUGAUAUUGCGGUAUUUUGAAGAAGUGGUGGGCUUCACACAAUAUGGCCAUAUGGUGGAACUGAAUCCCCAUAUUUGUUUGCUGAAAUAGGUGAUUUUAAGGAGCCUUAUACAAUUUAAAACUGAAUUUGUAUGUGUGUGCUGUUCAUUAAUCUGUAUUAUGUCCAGUCAUAUCAAUCAUUUUUAAACAGAAAACAAGGCCUGCAUAGGUUAAAAAUCCAAAAUAAUGAUAAUCAUAUAUACAUAAAAUGUUAAAAGGGUGACUUUUCAGUGUAAUUACAGCCCAUAUGAAGAGAUGAUGCUGAUAAACAGAUAAUUAGGACUAUAUGCAAAGUGGUACUCAGAAAAAGGAGAAGACAAGUCUUAUUCACAAUAUCAUAACUCUGAAAGUUUGUCAGUAAUAACAAAAGGAACCAGACAACUGACAAAUAAGCUGUCUUCAGAUGCAAUAACAAACAAAAUUACAGCAAGGUAGUGCAUAACCAUAACAAAAAUAAUAAAAACAUGUUUUUAUAAUGUUAGACUCAAUUAUAAUGUCUGGUAAGGCAAUGCUCAUAAAACCACAAAAUGUCUAAUGUAUGCCACCAGGAAGCAUUCAAGCUCAAAUUUACAAAUAUAGUGUAUAAUUUCUAUCAUAUUAAUCUUGUUUGAUUUGUGUGUGUCUGUGUGUCAAGGUGUGUGUAUCUGUGUGUCAAUAUGUAUCGGUGUGUGUAUGUAUCUGACACACAGAUACACACACACACACACACACACUGGCACAUAGAUACACACACUGACACACAGAUAUACAAAACCUUGACACACAGUGUCUAUCUGUGCGUGUGUAUGUUUGUAUGUAAAGAAUAUGGGUGGUGGGCAAAAUAAACUGACCCUAAGGAGUGGAAACAAAUGGAUAGAAAUGGAUAAAAACAGACAGGCAGGAGAUUUCCACUAGUAAAAGAAAGCCCCCAUCAAAGCUAAAAGAAAUCAAUGAAUAAUACUAGGUAACAAAGGCCUACACGUACUAGGAGAUCUCUUUCCGGAUGAUAUAAAUUAAAAAAACUCUAAAAUAUAAAUAUCGAAACCACUUGUAAAUGUAUGGAUUACCAAAAUAGUAAAAUAUGCAAAAAUGUCUUAAAAUAUACAGAACUUAGAAUAUAAAAAACUGGUUGUAAUAUAAAUAAAUACACUAGGUGGCAGCCUUGCAUAAAAGAAUCUGGUGUGAAAAGAUUCUUUACUAAACAGCAAAAACUCUGAAUAUACAAAGUGGGAAAAAACUUCAGGCUUGAUAGUCCAAUAAAAUCCAAAGCAAUGAAAAAAAAAUAGAAUAAUGUCCAGUAAGGUCUAUGAUAAGCAAUGUUUUUUUAGUGCAACAGUACCAAUAUCACAUCCUACACAUUGUGCUUCUGCUCAAUAAAAUAACAGUAGCAAUAAGUGUCAAGUUGUGAAUAUAAUUUAACCAAUGCUGGUAUAUAUCAGUGAAAUCUCGGAUAGUAGCAACAAACUAACAGUUACUAUUAUAUCACCAAUACAGGUAUAUAGUACUACGAUCUCUAGAUGAUCGGUAAUGUUAGUAAAAACGUCCAAAGUGUUUAUAUUAAAAAUUCCAUAUUUAUUGAAAAUGAAAUAAAAAUUAGAACACACUCACAGAAUAGAAGUGUAAUGUCCCAGCAAUUGAGUCCUUGUUUGGUAAGAAAGUCGGGUGAUGGUCAGCAAUCUGAGGGAGAACUUUCUCCUGCCGGUGGGAUGAUCUUACUGCGUUAGGGGAGGUGAGACACCUCUCGCGUGCGUUCCACUCAGUGCGCCCGAUUUGCGUUCCACGAUUUCUCGGUAGCUGGAUCGAUGUACGGCAAUUGCCGAAAAUGCCUUGCGCAUUUCGUGACAGAAAGAAAAUAAAUAAAGGCCUGACUUGUGGGUUUACCCAAUGUGGGAAAUGUAUGGGAUUCAAAUUAAAUAGGACACAGAAAACCACAGUAAAGGAAUUUAAACACAAAGAAACAAAAGAGACUUAAGAUCAGGACGUCAAUCAAUAGUGACUAUAGGAGUCAUUUAUUUUUUAUGGUGUCCAUGCGGAAAACAAACAAAAAGGAAAUUUAAGAUUCGGCUUAGUGAACAUAUAAGAAAUAUUAAAAGAGGAUUUUAAUAUUUUUAAGAGAGGUUCCAGUGUAUCUAAGUUAAAAAUCCAUUUAGCCUCUAUUUUAUCCAGUUCCUUUUCAAGAUCUCCUCCUCUCCAGUAGGUCUCUACUUUCUCAAUGGCCAUAAAUUCAAGGCCAGUGGGAUCAUUGGAGUGUUUAACACUAAAAUGGCGUGAGAGGUUAUGGUUUUGAAAUCCUCUUUUAAUAUUUCACACAAUACUCUUCAUAAAACAAACAGAAUGCUACCAACAAACGUUUUGGAUGGGAGCACAUUGACAGUUCACCAGUGGCUGGCUUCUCAUCCUCAGUCAACACCGUCUGGUAAUCCAAAACUCGGAAAGAGGAUAGAAAGCAACAAUAGUGCUCUCAAUUGCGAUGGGAUUAGUGUGAAAUAGAUAGAGAAAGGUAGAUAACUCACAUUUGAGAGAGCUAUGGCCAGCUCUGGUGUGAAUAGCGUACAGCUGUAUAAUCCCCGCUUAUGGGAUAUGCAGCGGAAGUGCGUCCGUCAACACCGUCUGGUAGUCCAAAGCUCCAAGAGAGAAAGGUAAAGAGCAACAAUAGUGCUCUCAAUUGUGAUGGAGUAAGAGAGUAAAACAGAAGAUAAAAUAAUACUCACAAAGAUAGAGCAGAGGUACUGCUCAAUGGAUAAGCGUUGGUGGUAUGAUCCCCACCUGGGAUUUCUUGGAUUACUGGAACAGUAAAAAUGCCAGUGGAAGUAAAAGUAACCAGGAACGUUUAAAAUGCUAGGAGUAAGUAAAAGAGUUUAAAGUGCAUAGAAAGUGCAAUAAAAAGAGGAUUGGUACAGUAAAGUAGCCAAAAAAACUUUUAUUGUUCUAAAAUACAAGAGUAAAAUACUUUACUGUGUAUUUUAGAACAAUAAAAGUUUUUUUGGCUACUUUACUGUACCAAUCCUCUUUUUAUUGCACUCUCUAUGCACUUUAAGCUCUUUUACUUACUAUUUUUACACAAUUGCUCUAGUAGCUACAUUCCUAUUUAGAUUUCUAAGAAAUCUAACAUUGUGAAUCUGAAUAGCUACUGGAGCAGCUGCUUUAUACCUGGGUAGUUUCAUAGCAGAUAUACAUAGGACAUAUCAGGCAGGCUCCAUAGAUCUCUCAAUUUUAAGUUACUUUUUUCUGUCACUUGCAGUCUCUUUGCAUCACUAUUUUAUUUGGUUUCACGUUUAGUGUGUAAUUUUCUGUCUAACACUAAGUAUCGAAUAAAGCUUAAAAUACUUGUAAUUUUUACCUUCUAUAUUGAGUUGUUAACUUUCUGUGUGGGUAAAUCUCUGGCGUUUUUGAGAGUUGAUAUCCAGGUGACUUGGGUCCUCACUCUCAAUACAACUGCUUUAGGAAUUCUCUUUGAAUGGGUUAUUUAAUUUAGAUGUUUGGGCACUACAGUAACCUCUCCUCUAUCUCUAUGUGGGUAUCAAAUACAGGAAGAAUGUCUCAGGGGUGGCCAAGAAGUAUAUUACGAGUUGUUUCAGAAUUGAAUCUCUAAUGAUGCUGAGCCCCCUAUUUUUUUGUAUUUAUUUCCCAUCCGACAGCUCAUGGAAUGGAGUACCCACGCUACCUACUACUACAUGUUUAACUUCUCACCAUUAGGACCUGUGUACGUUGCAUGGGGACUUUGUCGGGUCCCCCUGUUUUCAAAUAUUUAUUCCUACAUCUAACAAACCAGGAUAUGGAAGUAGGGUAAUGACACCCAAUGCCCACUUGAUCAGUUGUUGUUGUUUUGACUCCUCAUUCCUUGUGAUGCGAGUAAUAGAUUUAUUACUUUCUUCAUUUAUCUUAGGUUUAUUUUCUUCAUUUAUCUAAAAAAGUACUCUGUUUACAGUAAUGUUUUUGUAUUUUGUUAGUACAUAUCACUCUGUGAAGAAUAGGAGAGACAUUCAGCAAUUAUGGUGAUUGUUGUCUGUUUUUUUUUCCCACUAAACAAUUGAGUUUAGCCAAACUAGCCAAGCUGUGAGUAUAGCUGUGUUUGAGAAUUAUUGGGGAUUUCUUUUUUUCAAUUCUGUCUCCACUCCCUAAAAUGUAUUGUUUAGUGAGUAAAUCAGUUUUUAUCUACUUAUUUCUUUUUCUUCUUUCUUUCUCCUUUGCUUUUAUGCUAUAAAAAAAAAUGAAUACCACUUGGAAUGUAGGACAUCAACUUUUUUUUGUUUGUCAUAUGACGUUAAUGGUGUUAUGACCAGGAGGUGCAAUAGAAGUAUAAACUGGCUUCUAGUACCACAAGGUGGCAGUGUAAAGCCAUCCCAGAUUCUUGUAUUUGAUUCACGCACCAGUAGUACGAGCUGGAAGGUGAAUGCUGAGGUUAUUUAGUACCCUUUUUUUUAUAAGAAGACGAAAAUUGAGUGCCCUACCUAAAACUUAACUUUUUUUGUAAAUACAAAUAUUAAAAAAAAAAAUUGGCAGAAAAAGUAUAAUUGUGCAGAUGUGCUCAAAAUAUUUUUUUUUGAAAAGCAACCAAAUCUAUAUACAGAACGUGAAACUUUUUAGCCAGUAUUCAAGUCUCACUUGUAAAAUAGUUAAAUACAGUGUAUUGAUAUGCCCUUCUUUUCAAGCAUUUAAGACUGUGUAUUGUCUCACUAAUGUCGAUACACUUUUUCUAUGGUUUUCAGAAUUUUGGUAACCAAGUUUUAAUGAUUGGUGAUAAUGCACUAUUAUGCCUAGAUUGUUAUAAUGACACAUUUGAUCUGUGCUCAUUUAGUAAGGUGUCCUGUCAGUUUUUUUUAUAAAUAUUUGUUACUGUUAAUUACAGACAAAGUAAAUAUAGUAUAAUGAUAGUUUCCAAAAUUUUGGUGACCAAGUUUUAGUUGUUGGUAAUAAUGCACUAUUAUGCCGAGAUUGUUUAAUAACUAAUUUGAUCUGUGCUCGUUUAGUAAGGUCUGCUGUCAAUUUUCUUUAUAUAUUUGUUACUGUUAAUUACAGACAAAGUAAGUAUUACACAAUAGAGACCUGUGAUGUGAGAAGAGAAAUUGUGGGAAAAAGAAUACUGGUCAUAGGUAUUCUCUAAACGGUAGUGUACUCCAGUGAGGUAAUGUCUGUGUCUAUAAGACACUGUGCGAAUACUACCGAUCAGGUCCUAGGGUGAUGACCCAAUAGAAUUAUUUUCAAAUCUCCUGCACUGGGUAUGAGUGUCAAAGGGAAGAAGAGUUAGCAGUUAGGGACCGAGUUAGUGCGCCAAGCAUUGAUAAUAGGUGCCCUUGAAGGCGCACAGAAGUACCUUUACUCGGUCCCUAGCUGCUGACUCUUCUUACCUUUGACACUCAAAUGAGUCAUUAAACAAUCUUGGCAUAAUAGUGCAUUAUUACCAACAAUUAUAACUUGGUCACCAAUAUUUUGGAAACUAUUAUUGUACUAUAUUUACUUUGUCUGUAAUUAACAGUAACAAAUAUUUAUAAAGAAAACUGACAGCAGACCUUACUAAACGAGCACAGAUUACAAUAUAUAAAUACUGUCUUAAAUUUGAAAUGCACUUUGAAUAUAGUUUGAAUUCUCGCUUUAGUGAAUAACCCAGUUAAUUAAACAAAUACUGCAUGGGGAAAGAAAACAAAAAUGUACGUACCCAUCCCUAUAGUAUUUUCCCAACUGCACCUGACUUUUAGUUCCUUAAGCUAUAUGAAUGAUCAGCAGUGUGCUACUUGCCAGGGGUCUCGGCCAGCUUACCAUGUAACCUGUGAUAUAUGAGCUUGCAUUAUUGUAACACUGACUAACUAACCGGUUACAUUAACAGACACUCAGUCUGACAUAACACAGUUAUUGAGCAAGGUAUAUGUCACGGUUCUCACCGUGCCAUCCAGACAGCCAUAAGUGCCCAACAGGGGAGUUGAACCUGAGGCUUUCUGCAUCCUAAGCCUGAGUUCCUCCCUCUGACUUUUAUUCUAACCUUGUUUUCCUGGCAUUGUCUGCAGCACUAAGGGGUUGGACAUCACCAGUGGCUCCUACCUGUCCAUCUAAGUUCACCUGAGGCAGUUCACUCAUUAGCUGGGCAUAAAACACUGCCCCUCCCUGAGAACAUUGUCAGUUUGAUGUUUCUUUUAUCCUGUUUCCUAAGACUGACUUGGCUUGUGACCCUUUCUGUUUGGAUUAUUCAUUAUUGCCUGUUACAAAUUAUACAAAAUAAUAACAGGACUGCUAGAUCUGUAUCAUAGAAACACACACACAAAAAAACUGUGAAUUCCACAAGUUACAUAUAUAGCAGUAUAUGUUUAGAUAAAGAGGUAGCAAUCUGCUUUCUGUAGUGUCCUGUGAAUAGAUUGUACUCAAUAUAACAUUGACUUUGUAUCAAGAGGUUGAUACAAAUGUAGCAGGCUGCUACCUGGAGUAACUUGUGGAUGGACUAAAGUCUAUAUUAGAUAAUCAUAAAACCACAUCUUGGAUGUAUACAGUAGAAGACCGUAGACUAAGGAGUCAGUAGCAGAGUGGUACUAGGUGAACCCUGGUUUGUUUAUUAAAGGGAAUUUUGCAGAAGUCAAGUAAAUUCAAAGCUAAUUUAAAGGAACGUUGAAAAAAUGUAAAGCAUUUCAGCUUGAUUGUUGUGAGAAGCAAUGUAUUGGUUGGGAGAUUGUCCGUGUUCCCGGAGGUAGAGUAGAGCUGCGCUGAGGAGACCCUAUUGCCACUGGUUUAGAGGUGUGGUGUGUUUUGAAUUCAUGGCAAGCGAUGAUUUCUAAAUUAGAUAUGUCUGCCUGAAAUUGUUAAUUUUAUAGUACUACUAAAAUAAAAUCAAUUUACUGUGCAAGCAAAGGCAGACAGGCACGUUAUGCUGAUCCAGUUUUCUCUGUACUUAUUCUGCAUGUUUUAAUUUAGGGAUGUAUGGGGGAAAAAAAAGUUGGAAGGUGGAUUGACCAAUCAGAGGCUGAUAGGCUGACAGCUGGGAAGGUGGCAAAGAUUUAUACAAUUGCCAAGUUUUUGUAGAAAUCAGCACUUUUAUAAACUGUCAGAAAAAAUAACAGACUUCAAACUGAAGAGCUUUAAGUGUCUGGAGUGUUCCUUUAAUACAUUCGCACAUCUUGCCAUUGUAGCUUGCAAAUUGCAUUUCAUCUCAAAUGAAUGAAGUAUUUGGUAAAUACAUUAUGCAUUGUCUUCAAUACAGAAAAGUAUAUUAUUUGUUCUUUUAUUUUUCUUUACCUUCUUCUCCACCUGCCACUCUCUAACUUCUGUUAUUUUCUACGCCUUCCCUUCUCCCUUCUUCUCACCAAAUUUCUGCCUUCAACUUCCUGCCCUGCUUUCCUUGCAGUAUCAUACAAGGAAAACUACUGAACCCAUGCUUUUGAUGUGUUAUUAACUUGGUUUAGUCUUUAAUCAUGUUUAAUUAUGUAUUUUUAUUUUAAGGAGGAAGAGGAAAAGAUGGAGCACCAAUUAUAACUUUCCCAGAAUACCCCAGCUUUACGGAGAUUCCUGAUGAGGAUUUUCUCAAUGUUGUAACAUAUUUAACCAGCAUUCCCAGGUGAUAACCUACGCUGCAUGCUUUGGAACUAGAACAGACUACAAGUUUGCAAAACACUUUCCUUUCAAAGAUGAACAGAUUUCCUUAGGUUUUGUUGCCACUUAAAGGGACACUCCACACCACCAAAGCACUUAAACUUGUUAGAAUGCUUUACGUGUAAGGAGUGUGUCCUCUUUAUUACAUUUUACAAAUAGUACACAUUUCAAUAGAAAUAGAAAUUAGCACUUUGAUAAAUAAACCUUGGCUUUCAAGCAGACAAAUGGUCCUGUUACUUCCUGGUUGUUUAAAGGAAUUCUAUAGCGUAUGGAAUAAAAAGUUUAAUUCCUUACACCACGUCAACCCCAAUGAUGCUUUGCAUGACUUUGGCUCAGAAAGGGUUAAAAAUUACUUCAUUUUUUUUUCUAACACUUACACAAUGUCCUUUGGUGCUGAGUCUCCUGCGACACCAUCACACGGCUUUGUAUGAAGUGAGGGGAUAGAAGGAUUUGUGUUAAGAGUGGGAUCCUGAUGACUUAUUUUACUUCAUUUGAUAAACAAUUUGUCAUAAGAAUGAGUUGUUUUGCACAGGAAAUGUUAAUGUUGAAAAUUAUAAAACACAACACCCCAAGAGUGUUGAACUCUCAGGACAAUAUUAAUUGGUAACAUCAAUGAAAGUAUAUGUGUAUGCCAUUAUGUCAUUAUAAACAUUGUUACAUUUUAUAUACUUUUUGAAUGGGGAAGAAAUUUGAAGAACUGUUUCUUUGUAUGUAAUGAAAUGAUGUGUUGAAACUCUCGAGAAUUAUUUCAACCUUGAUAUCAAACAAUAUCUCCAUUUGCUCUGAUUGCUCAGUGAUCUAAAACAUCAGUGACCUGUGAUCUAAUAUAUCCCCAGAAACAUAGGUAGACUUCUCCAUGGAGCGAUAUAGUCUUUUUUGUUAUAUGUACAUUAUUUUAUUGAUCCUUAUAACAUGGAGCUUUUAAUUUAGUAGUAGAAGCCUUUGAUAUUAUUACUAUUAUUAUUAUUAUUAUUAGUAGUAGUAGUAGUAGUAGUAGUAGUAGUAGUAGUAGUUACAAAGUGCCAACUUCAGCAGUGCUUUACAAUAUUAUGGAUGGGGGAAUGUAACAAUGAAUGGGACAAUUGCAAAAUGAUACAGGAACAACAGGUAGAUAAGGGCCCUGCUCAGACAGGCUUACAGUCUACAGGAAUGGAGUAUAAGGACAUCAAGGGGAAUAACAAAAAUUUGGUAGAAAGGUAACCGAACUGGAGGUGGGAGUUGAGUGUGGCUCUUUAGGAGAGAGCUAUGACAGAUUUGUAACAGAUGGGUUUUGAGAAACUUCUUAAACAAUUGAAGACUAGAGGAGAGUCUGACGGGAGAAAGCAGACUAUUCUGAAGCAAAGGAGCCGCUUGUGAAAAGCCCUGCAAGCAUGAGUUAUCAGUGAGGGUGAUAGGAGCGGUCAGGAGAAGGUCACCUGCAGAGCGGAGAGACCGAGACGGGGCAUUUCUAUGAAUCAGUGAAGAAAUGUAACAGUUGUUUAAAGCUUUAUAGGUAAGGGUUAGUAUAUAUGUAGCGGAGAGCUGAUUUCUCACAGUUAAGAGGAUGCAGGAACAAGUAAUAAAUCCAAGAGAAUAUCCAGCGCAAUCAGCAAUACAAUCCCAUCACUUUCCCCAAUCACUGGACGACACACAGUAUCAGGAGUAGAACUAACUUUUAAUGGCAACAUUCCUGCUUUUAUGAGAUUCUCCCAUGCAAGGGAGGGAUUCACCACAAUUAGUACAUUAUCCAAUGCCAGCGACGUUACCUCCCACACAUCUCCUCCCCUUAGAUUAGCCUUUAAUACAAUUAUACACAGCACAUUUUCCCCCACUUUUCAGAUGAACCCCAAAUAGGUGGAAUAUGCCCUUAAAUAAGUUUUGACCGACCGCAUGGGCAAAGUAGCCAAAAAUAGCUCCAUGAUAUCUGGCCCUGCGGUCGGUCUCCAUUCGUGCCCCAAAAGUCCCGAAUUGCUAUAGCAUCCAUAGUGCAUUCGGUAACUGGAUGAAUCCACUAGUUCGUGGGAUUCAUCCUACCGAAUGCCAGGCCGUUCGUGGGUUUCCAUCCGUGCCUUCUGAGGUCCUGGAGGUCUUAGCGGUGUUCGGCUAGUCGAGUGUCUGUUUUCAGUUCCAGACACUCGACGACUAAACACCGCUGUUCGCGGAUUUAAGAUGGCGACCGCCACGUGUUCGGCUGCCAAAAUGGCGGCGGGUUCGUGCGUACAAGGGAAUGAAACGCAAGCAGGGAGGUAAAUUACAUCCAUUAUACACAUCAGGGUGGUCCGGUUCAUUCGGUACUUUGUUCGUAUGGUGAAUUUUAGUUGUUAACAUGUCAGCUGUUAUUCCCAUACCGAACAAAGUAUGUCCAUACCCAGUUACUUAGAGUUUUGUGUACUCUAGGCACAGGAAAAUCUCUGCAGGGCCAACAAGUAAUAAAAGGAAUAGGGCAGCCAAAAAGGGGUUCCGCUACAAUAUAGAAUUGACAUCUAUAGGUUACAGGAAGCCAGUGUAAUGAUCGACAGAGCGGCAAAGUAUGGGUGGAGCAGCAGGGGAGAAAGAUCAGCCUCGCAGCAGCAUUCAUUACAGACUGUAGCAGGGUAUUUCGGCUUCUGGGGAGACCAGUUAGGAGAGAAUUACAAUAAUCCAUGCGAGAAAGAACCAUAGCAUGAACAAGCUCCUGGGCAGCAUCUUGUGUAAGAAAAUGAUGGAUGCUGGCAAUGUUUUUAAGGUUGAGUCGACAGGUUUAAGCAACAGAUUGGAUAUGAGGCACAAAGGUGAGGCCAGGAUCAAAGAUAACACAAGUACAGAGAGCUUGCAAUGAUGGAUUGAUGCAGGUGCCACUAUAAACUUUCAGUGACAGCGAAAGAGGAGGAUCAGAAUUAUAAGGAGAAAAAAGAAGAAGCUCUGUUUUAGAGAGUUUGAGUUUCAGAAAUCAGGAGGACAUCCAGUCAGAGAUUGAAGAAAGGAAAGACAAGCAUUGACACGUUGUAGUACAACAGUGGAGAGAUCAGGUGAAGAGAGAUCUGGAUGUCAUUGGAAGCCAAGGGAAUGAAUGAUUUUGCCAAAAGAGGCAGUAUACAGAGAGAACAGAAGAGGACCAAGAACAGGACGAGGGGAGGUGUCAUUAUACAAGGAGGCGUUGAACGAACGUUGGGAAAGAUAGGAGGACAGUAUUGCAGAGGCAAAGGAAUUGAAGAGUUUGGAGAAUGAGGACAUAAAUAACAGUGUCAAAGGCAGCAGAGAGGUCAAAAAGAAUUAGUAUUUAGUACUGAUUUUUGGAUUUAGCUGCAGUUAGGUCAUUUGUAAGCAGAGCAGUCUCAGUAGAGUGGAGUGGCGGAAGUCAGAUUGAAAAGAGUUGAGGAGAGAGUUGGAAUUGAGGAAACAAGCCAAACGAGUAAAGACAAGUCUUUCAAGAAGCUUUGAGGAAAAAGCGAGCAGUGAUAUGGGGCGAUAGUUGGAAGAGGAAGAUGGGUCAAAAGAUGGCUUUUUUUAGGAUGGGUACGACAGUAGCAUGUUUAAUUUGCAAACACCAGAAGAAAGAGAGCAGUUGAAAAUGUGCUUUAAGGAUGGUACAAGACAAGGGGAGAAAGAUCUGAUAAGGUGAGCAGAUGGGAUCAAGUAGACAAGUGGUGGGAUGAGAGGAUGUUCAGUAGCCAUGAAGAAGGCUUUAAGGGUAGCGAAGGUAUGAUGCAGGUGCGGUUGAGAGAGAGGAGCAAGGUGGGGAGAAUUAUUUCCUUAACUGUUUAAUCAAUGUGUGUUUUGUAAGGUUGUCAAUAGCAAAGGUUAAAAUGUAUUUGUUCUUUGUGCUCAUAGGUAUUUUUAUUCAUUAGUUAAAUAUUAAGCUUAUUAAGCCAUAUGGUUCAUGUCAUUCAAGUCCAUUUUAGAAACUGUGUGAGAUAUAAAUAGCCUUUGGUCCCUGUGCGUAAAUUGUGAUCUGCGGUCUAGUGUAGAGGAGAUGGUACAUAGAGAGGUGAAAAGCAUGCCUUAUUAUAAUGCCAUUUGUAACCCUGGUAGCAGAUAGUAAAGUUCAACUUCAUGGCUGCUGCCAUAUAUUGUACACAUUAGUGCAAGCUAGGCAUGGCAUCCCAUGGAAAUAAUGAACAUUUCUGAUGGCUACCCUGAGAGUUCUUUGUCUAUUUCUGUUUCUCAAGUCCUUCACAUAAUAGCAGGGCUAUAAACCACAAUCAGGGUCAGGUCUGCCAAGCCAAAUCAUAUUUACAAAUAAAUAGAGCACUGUAGAGAUGGGCUCUUUAACUACUAACACAAUGCAUUUUAACUGUCAAAGAUCUUUAUCAAUAUAAAUGCAACCAAAAAUAUGGAGGAUAUAGCUGUGAAUCUACAAAAAUGAACACUUAAAAGAGUGUAACACUGGGGGGUGGAGCCUGCCUGUGGGGCUGAGUAGACACUAUCUGUGAGCUACUGAGCCUGGGCCCGAUUAUCGGCUGAAAUCGUGGGCAAAUCGCCUUAUCUUGAGCCAGAACCUACCUCCUUUUGCUAUACAGAAGUUGGUGAACCGGGGGAUACCUUGCAUGCCCAAAAUGCCCGCUGGAAUGCCUGAGCCAAGGCUUGGGGCCUACACUACGCAGAGCAGGGUAGAGGCGGCUGCUCUCCCGGCCCAUCAAUGCACGCAGCAUCCACGGUACUCAGCUAAACCCCCGUCCCCCAGGACCGGCGGGGGUUAUCCCAGUCCCAGUCAUCCCAAUCCACAUACCUCUGUGGACUCCGAAAACUGA